AUUGUGUGCAUGCGUGUGUGUGGAUGGAGCGCGUGUCAGCUCACCCUUCUCUCUCCAGACAGGAGGCGAGGACAUCCCCCCUCUAACACCGUGCCAACAGAAAAAGAGAGAGAGAGAGAGGGAGAGGACGAGGGAGAGAGAGAGAGAGAGACUGAAACCCCAUAAUGCACUGCACGCUGCAGGGCUGAAGUCGUGCAGAUUCAUCAGUUCCUGUUCGGAGGGAUUGUGUGUGAGCCGCACACACACUCAUACGCCGAGACGGAGAACAGGAGAGACAUACAAGACAAGCGGGCAGGUGAGACAGCUUUUCCUCUGACCGUUUGGACGCUUCUGGGUUUUACAACAUGAUCUGUUUAUCUGUCUGUUUGUGCCUCCUGAGAGGACAAGAGGGGAGAGUUGUUCUGUAGAGACGACAGACUGUUAUUAAUAUUUGACAUGUUAUGAUUCCGACAACUUCCCUGCCUGUUGCUGUUGGGAUUUUUUUUUUUGUUUGUUUGUUUGUUUCUUUUUCGUUCUUGGAAAUAUCUGACUCUGGGUUUUUCUUUUUCUUUUUCUAGACAGGAUUUGUCUUGGAGAGAUUUUGAAUAGCUGCAUGUGGAGCAUGUAUCAGUUUAUGUCUGGGUUUGCUUUUGCAGUUUUCUUUCUACAGCCUGCAGAUACUGUCUAACUGUAGCUGAUUUGAAUAAACAGGGGAGGUUUUGCAUGUGCUUAUGUUACUGGAGUGCUGGUUUGUACGGUGGAAGUUUCGACAAAAUGACAACUCUUGUAACAGGUUAACACAAGAUAGUGUAUCUUUUUGUGUGUUCUGUGAAAGGAUAACUAAAGACAAUUCAAGAAAGAGUGAGCGAAAAGGAUUCAAUUUCAGGGGAUUUAGUCUUUAAUAGUUGCUGCAAAAUGUCCAGUUAAUGCUGCAUUAUUUAUGAAACAAGACACAAUAUAACUUCAAUGUGUGUAGUGUGAAACAAGAAGUCCCUGUGAUUCAAUUUAAGUCACACUCCAAUCGAGGCAUUCACUGACAUCAAGUCACCAGAGCCCACGGUAGUUUUUCCAUAGCGCUAUUAAAACUUCAACAUACUAAGCCUGCUUUCGAGGAAUGUAAAUGUUACACCAUGUGACACCAGAACAAGCUGAUAGGCGGUUAGAAAAGUGCCGCCCUCAUUACUGGUUAUUUUGUGGUUUAACGGCCGCCGAAGCUUGUGACCGUAUCUGUUGCGCCAGAGACACAGACAGGCUGGAAAGCGCGAUUGCAGCAGCAGCGGCAGCAGCGUCAGACAGGAACUCUUUAACUUUAUUGCCACAGGACUCAAAUGGGAAAUUUCAGCCUUUCACCCAAAGGACUGCACCAUGAAUCCAUGUUUCAACACAGUCACUUGGAGACACGACUGAAGAGACAGCGAGGAAAUGUUUUGAAUUAAUCAUUUUCUCAUCAUUAUUUCUGCAUUGCUUUAUGAUAAAAUCCUUAUUCCAAAAGGACGUCAUUAAAUCUCGAUCUUGCGUAGCGACCCCUGAAGAAAACAGAAAAAAAUGAGUGGCAUAAUUGAAAAUCUAGCCUUUAAUCCACUAUUACAUCCCAUGUAUCAUACUUUAUCACACAGAAAUAUGAAAAUAGAGAGCUUUACUUGAGUCUUGGUCUGUAUUUUUAAAUGUUGAGAGCUUUUUCAAGCUGAACACAAGACCAGACUAUGCAAAAAAGCUUUUGCAGUGCUGGGAAAUGACACACAAAAUGCAAAAAAGGGGCCACAGACAAAAAAAAAAAGUGUUUUGAAUAUUGAGUGUGUGUCCAUUUGACACUGCUCCUAUCUGCUCCUCCUCUGCAGAAACCCACCUGUCACAGCUCAAAAUGGAGAGGCUCCUCUUCUAUUACGCUUCAUUUCAUUAAGAGCCCCCCUUCACUAUCUGUGUUGAGGCCUGAUAGAAUUAUCCACCAGGCACCUAUGUGACAGUCGCAUCUAUAUCCCUGCCUACGCUUGGUAAUAACUCUGCGUUGGUGUGUUCAGGAAACUCAAAGCUGCCUGAUUAAGGUGUAUACAUGUGUGUGUCUGCGGACUGUAUAGCCCUCUGGGUCUUCUUAAGAGUGUGUGUUUUAGUGGCUCUGAAAUGAAGCCAAGGUGAGCUGUAAGAGGGAAAAAGAAAAGCAGAAGGGAAGUUUCUCUGUCUGUAGUUGUAAGUUUAAGAAUAACCGUGGUCAUACCAUAACAUACCACAGCUAUUUCAGCGGUGAGUUUCAGAGUUUAGGAGGCUUUUGAACAAUGCUCAUUCAUAUAUUCCAACACUGGCGUGUUACAGAGCUCUGUGUUGACAGAUUCUCACAUUUUCCACUGAGGUCACAUCUCAGGGCCCCUGAAUAUGUUGGUCUUGGAAAAGAAGAAAGAUGCAAAAACUCUGUGAGGUCAGAGAGUUUCUGAAAGCUGAGAUAACUACUGCUGUUUGAGGUUAUCUGUCUUAUGAUUUGAUCUUAGAAACUGAACAAUAGAUCACAGGUCUGUUGUAAAUGUUAAAACCUCCCAGACUGACUCUGGGUCACCCCGCUGGAUUUUCCAUUCGCUAAGAUCCUUGAGGUCCUCCAGCAGAUAUUCUUUUGCUCUCGGUCCAGCUCUGGCUUUGCUUAGCAGCGUGGAUCAAAGAUGAUAUAUGGAUCCAAAAUCUUCUUGUCCAGCUUUAACUCCUCCUGCCUUUGUUCUUUUUUUCUCAAUAUUUUUCCUCCUCGUUCCUGUCUUUAAUGAUCUGGAACACAAGGGACACAUGUUCAUGGAUCUGUGGCCAAGUUGUGACGCUCAGAAUGAGCGAGAAUGUGAGGGACACUUGUGUAGAAGGCGGUGCUUUAAAAGUCAUUUCUGUUCUCUCCUCUGUACACAGACAUCAGCAGAGCACUGAGCAGGAACCUUAGUGUGCAUUAAAUUAUCUGCAAUUGCAGCAAUUAUCUGCAAGUCCAAAACCACUCUCCCUGCGCCUUGUCUCUUCAUCACUGCGUCUCUCCCCGUAGACUAAAAGCCUGCUGCUGGAAAGUGUGUGCUCAAGUACUAGACUCAGGUUAAAUUUAAAGUACUGCUUAUUUUAUACUUCUUUGCAACUCUAAUUCCUGGCUUCUCAGGAGGGACAAGAGUUUGCAGAUUAAUAUCUAAAAAUCAGUCAACUAACGCUUCCAUAAAGUACACUGUUUGAUUAGGGAUUAAACCUCAAUUUAAGUAUUAACAAGAGAUUAAAAAACUCAUUUAGAGCUUGAUGCAUUUUUGAAAUCUUACAUGUAUGUUAAAGCCAUUUGACAGGAGAUAUCCUGCCCUGAACUGCAGGAUACUAAGAGGUCUCUGAAUCCAAACAACUGCAAAAGUUGUUGUUUGAUGAUGGCAAAAAAUCAUGUGAGCUGUUGUAGUAGUUAAAAAAGUAUAUGACUCAAUAAAAUGUCCUUUUUGGAAUCCAGAAGGGGGUUUAUCCCGAGAGAAAGCAGAAACUGCCUGUUUGUUUGAUACUAAAUUUAAUCACCUGUAUAACGUUUAAUCACCUGUAAAAAUCGGGGCUAUCACAAUGUUUAAAAUAACAAUUCAGCAAGCAGUCCUGAUAUCGCUUUCGUUUUGAUUUAUUCUGUGUCAUUCUUCAUGUGAGAUAAGCUGGAUCAGAAUUGUUGUUCGCUGUCCCUCCGCUUCAAAUGUCACUGGAUCAUGCUCAACAAGCUAGCUGCAUGAUAUGCAUAUUUCUGUUUUUUUUAGAGAUGGUGUACCACUCCCACUCUGCCGCCAUUUUCCAAAUCAGGGUUUUUCCAACAGGUAACUCUACCCAUCCAAAAAGCCUUUUCUCUGACCCAGCAAUUAGAUUUUGUGCUUUAAAUUCAUGCAACACAACAGAUUAACAUCAGCGACUAACAUCAGUGCAUGGCACAUUAAUCAUGAAUGAGCUUAUGUCUGUCAACACGGCAACUAUCAGGAGAGAUUAAUGCAUCCUUAUUUUAUUUUAUUUUAUAGUAUCAAACCAGCUGAAUUCAGUAAUGAAUAAACUUGACUCAUAUAUCUUUUUAUGUUUCCCUGCUCCCCCUGAAGCUGACGACCAAAUAAAAUGCACCAGGACCUUAAAAGUAAUAGAUCUACUAAAAAACACAACUCAACAAAAAUUUAAUAUGUAGGUCCAGUUGCUCUUGGACAUUUUAAUGCAGGAAUGCAGCGCACUUUUAAAAAGUUAAUGUAUUUAUAAUGUGAAAUCUGUUGCACAAUGUGAAAAACCCUGGACUCCACUCUUCCCCUCAGCUGUAAACAGCAUUUUUGAGCUUGUAACCUCAGAUUUCUUCAUAACUCUGACAUUAAAGUUCAGUCUCAUCGCUUUCCUAUCGCCAACCUCGCCAGCAAAGUGUUUCCGUCACCUACAAAGAAAGAUAUUUCAUCGAGGAGUUGGUAGAGAUCGAAAUAGAAGUCAAAUGAAAUUAAAUAGCAAACUUACAUUUGCCAGGUCAGCAGAAACGGCUCCAAAAUGAAUGACCCCCUUCAGAUGGUAUCAGACUGUUAAAUAGCUUUUAAUCAGUUGUCAUUACUGUGAUUAGAUUGCUUUAGAUGGGUCCAAAUGCACUUCACAGUACCCCAGGAGGUUCUAGUCAUCUGUCAUAAUCAACACUGGCGCAGGAAUAGCCUCUUUACUCUGGCACAACCUGACGAAGCUCCGUCGCCAUGGAAACAAUGGUAAACAUGGGGUUUAUGGCAGGAAAAUAGGUUGAAGAGAUCUAGACAUCAAUACUCCUUAAUAAGAAUAUAGAAAUUGAUUUGUUUUACUCUGUACAUUUUAAUUUUUUUUAAUUCUUGAAUGAUUGGCGUCACACUGAACACAAACACAGUUUUUUUCUGUUUUUCGUCACAUUCACAUCUUCAUUCCCCCGAUCAGCCUACUUUCUCUUAAAAACAAAAUCAUCUGACUUUUACAUGUGGUUUGCUCACACGGACAGCUGGCUUCAGGGGUUGCUGCCUUUAUCACCACGUGGAUUAUUUGAUGAUAUCAGUUCACUGAGCCAAUCGGCAGGUUGAGAAGGGCCCUACUUAGUAAUUUCUUUCCCCCCUGAUGGCAUCUUAUGGGAGAACUUUUAAGAGCUGAAAACUAACUGGCUGAAUGGAAAGUUGUGUUGUAAAGUCUCCUAAAGCUCCCGUGAGGAAUUUCCGGUUCGUUUUAAGUUUGGACAAAACAGUCUUUGCUCAUCUUGUCCUCUACAUGCUUAAAAACUGUCCUCUGAAAAAAAAAAAAUCUUGUCACUCUGACUUUUGCGAGUAACAUUUUGCAUUUUUUGUGAAUGUUUUAUGAGGAAAAAAAUGUAGAAACUGAGCUUAUUCUUCAGCAGCUUGACUGACACCUUCCCCUUAGCACCAGUUUCUGGGAUCAAAAGUUACUAUACUGUUGAUUCAAACCCACAGAAACGUGGAGUUGAAGCUGUAGCCUAGCUUCUGGGCUAACAGCUCAAACCUGUCUACCUGUCAGUCCAAUUGGCCCUGAUUACGCUUAUUUUUGCACUAACUCUUUGACUUGACUUGAUGGAAAAACGUACCCCUUCCUACAUUUGUUCUAAUUAAAUAACGAGUUGUUGUGCAGGGUUUGAGGCUUAAUUAAGGGAGCACAUAAGGAACUUGAAAAUGUAUCUGAAAUUAUGUUUUUUCUGAAGGAAUAUGAGGAGACACAACUUGACAAAAUGAUUUGUGUAAAUAUAAAAAAGACAAACUUUUUAAUCAUGUCUGCUUAGUGGACAUUGAUACUUGGUUGCCUUCCAUUUCCUCCAUCUAAAGGUCUGCAUCACCUUAUAUUCGACCAUCUGUCAUGCUAAAUAGCCUUUUAAUAGAACAGCUGAUCAGUAGGGGUGUAAUCCCUGAUCGCAACAAUCUAAUUCAGAAAAGAUCAUUAAAAUUUGAAAGCUUCAGUCUGGUUUGAUUCCACUGUGUUCAAACAAAAUGAUAAAACCGAGACAAUAUGGAAUAAACAGAAGUCUCUUUCAUGCAGCAUGCUGAGGUUCACCAUUCAGACAGGUAGUUGAGGAAGUUUUGGUCUUACUUGGUUCUCAAUUUGAGAAUCAUUUCCGUCAUACUCUCUGUUUCAAGCUGGCUACUUGGUAUCACACAACACAGAGUCAGUGUACAAACCAUGUAUGUACUGUCACACCAUAUGACACAGUACGGUCUUGUAGUAAAGCUGGCUGUAGAUGUUGUGAUGACCUCAGAUUUCUCUACAUUGUGGUUAAAAAGUGGUUGAUAUUGGGGGGCUGCUUGGUUAUGCUAGUAUCAUAGCACAGCAGUGAUAUUAGUCUUGCACAACUUGUUUGAGGCAUCUGCGACUCUGACACUGGAUGGAUAGACAAUGUGUCCUAGGAAAUAGAUUUCUAUACAAACCCAUUAGUUACUUUACUUUUUAACCAAAUAUUAAACCAAUUUUACAUCACAUAGACGAUUGAUCUUACCAACUCUUCACACAGCAGCUUCACUUAAUUUCACUCAACAAUUCUCCAUGAAGCAGAGGAUCAAAACUCACGAAUUCUGUCCAAAAAUAUCAAAUUAUGUCAUUUUGUGUCUUCAUAGUCACCGCACAACAUGUGCAUAUUUCGAGUCGCUCUAUCCUUUUUCCAACACAGCCUAAUCCUGAGAGACAGCUGCAGGGCCUUUUUUGGACACGAGUCGGUGACUUGCCAAAUAUAAAAUGGAAAUCUAUAUCACUGUUGUCUGUUUUGCGUUGCUUUGACUUUAUGAAUGAGCGGAUAAAUAUUUGCAGAAGCUGAAGCUAAACAUGAACACUUACAGCAGCACAGAUACAUCAUAGAUGCUCCUCAGGGCGGGCUGCUGUUCAAUCAACACAUUCCCCUUACAAACUUACACACACACACACAAACACAAAUCUACACACAAGCCAAUACAGUGAUAAAUUCCAAACACCCUGAUAUAUUGCAGCCACAAGUCAGUGAUGUGGCUCUGAGUCACUUGGUAACACCCACCCGACACAUACACGCCUCUGCAAACACACACACACAAACGCUCACACAGACACACACACACACACACCUGACGUGGUGUUUGAUGGAGUUAGACACCAUGGCAACAGAGCUGUGACUCUUGCUGUCCUGUGAGUGGACUGAAGCUGUGGAGUAGGAGGAGAGAGGAGGAGAAAGCUAGCAGCUAGCAGUGCUACGCAAGUGCUGCUAUUAUUAUUCCCAAUCCCUCCAUCCUUCCUUCCUUCCUUCCUUCCUUCCUUUGCUUUUCCUUUCUCUCUUCCAACAACUGCUAUCCACAUGCUGCAUUUCUCUUUUUUUACUCCUGUGCAGUAUAAAAGCUGUCAGAUGGGGGAGAAAAAAAAAGAAGCUCAAAGAGAGGGAGUAGGGGAGGAAGGGGAGAGGUCAGCAGGCAUGUAUUUUUAAAGCAUCGAUUGUGCAAAACCUGACACAUCAUCAGAGGGAAUCGCGCUCGCUCUCGCAGCAGCAACCCCGAGCUCUUGUUGACAUACUAUUUCCAUCUCUCUCUUUCAAUCACGACAACAAAACGCUUUAACUCCUCUUUCUUCACCUUUUUAACCUUCUUUUUAUUACUUUUUUUUGUCUUGCAGUGUGUCUUCUCCCUUUCUUUCUUUUCCUGUCAGUCAUGUUUUAUAAAGGUAGCAGCACAGAUAAGGAGAGCAGAGGAAGGAGAAAGAGGAGGAGGAGGAGGAGGAGGCGAGAAACAGGGGGGUGCAGGUGGACAGGUCUCACAAACAGCAUCUGUAUGAGAUUUACUGCCUGCAGAUACAGAUGGUGAAGGAGGAAAAGAGAGGAGGAGGAGAGAGAGGGAGGUGUUGGAACAGUGCAGGUGAAGCGCGUUUUGCUCUCUGCUUGCAUUUUCAUGGUCUGAUUGUCAGCAUUUGUUAACAUACACACUCGCAUGCAGACGCACACACACACACACGACUCACGCAGUGUGAAAUUGUGGGAACGUGGCUGUUGACAGUGGAAGUUUGUCUGAGUUGAGUCCCCCCCACCACUUCCCUCCUCCCCUCCUCUCUCACCCUCCCUUCACUCCUUUGCAUAAGAUCCAAGCGCGAGCUGUGAAAGGUGAACUCGCAGCCUGCUGUGGAUAAAUUAUGUGUGACAUGUUUAGCUGUGCUGCCUUAUAUGGAGACGGGUGUAUCUGAAUACAGUAGUGGCUCUGCCAAGUGGGAAGGAGGCGAGAGAGAAGGAGUGACGGAGUGGAGGACAGGGAGAGAAGAAGGAGGAAGAGGAGGAGGAGGAGGAGGAGGAAGGAAAAGAGGCAGGGGAGGGAGAGGGCGAAGGAAAAAGAAGGGAGGGAGGGAGGGAGAGAGGGGGCAGUGACAGAGGGAGUGAAAGAGAGGAGUGCCGCGAAGCAAGCAUGAGGUUUUCACUUACCAUUCUCCGCUCAGCAGCAGUCAGAUGAGUCCUUGCAGAGAUACAGUAAGUCUUUGCUGUUUACUCUGUGUGUGUGUGUGUGUGUGUGAGUGUGUGUGUCUCUCUCUCUAUGUGUGUGUGUUGAUUUCAGUUUGUUUAUACUAAGUUCUGUCAGUGUCAAUCUUUAAUUUCACUCCACGAUUUUCCUCUUUUUUUUUUUUUUUGACAUGAUGUGUUGACGUGUGUUUGAGUGAGUUAAACGCCUGUUAGUGAGUUCGUGUGCGCACAUAUGCAGAUGAUCACUGUUCCUCACUGCUAAUGUGCGGCAGUACGAGGCGGGACGCUUUUUAAUGUGGAAAAGAGCUGAGCUGACAAAAGAAUGGGGUGCGUUAGUGUUUAAUGUUCCGCAGAGUAGUUAGCACACACACCCACUCACGCUCACACACACACACACUGACACACAUUCCCUCCACUGGCAGACUACACUCUGUCUCCCUCGGACUACACUGAAAUCUCUGUUGUGUGACUCUGACGACUAACACCAAAGCUAAAUAUGCACUCACGUUUAUAAAUGAAUGAAUGAAAACACACAAGGCGACUCACUCAGAAGCACACACACACACUCAUACACUCAAACACACACCAACACGCACACACACACAAGCAGCCUCACACUCCUUCUGUAUAAUGACUGGGCUACUGGUGUUUACACUACAGCUGCCCUCAGGAAAUGAUUAAACCCCCGCGUUGCUCAGGCUGUCUGCACCAGUGCGAUGCACAGACACAUUACCAUGCAAACAUGUGCAUGCAUGAAAUCAACAAAAGUCCUAACUGAAAUUUGCAUAUGGUAGAAAGGGAAAAAAAAGACAUAAUAUGGAUUUAUUGACUGAAUUAUUUGAAAGUUAGAGCACCCGUCAAGAGAGCAUAGACGGCAGAGGCUGUUUACAUAUGCAGACAGCGCUUACAAAGUCAUUUUACGAGACAGCGAGUUUUAAAACAGCUUGAACACUAAAUUAAAGUUAUAUCACUCUGAAUAGACAUGUUCGUAGAUUGCAAGAUACAGUUUUCAACAAGUACAGAUGCAUGUUUGAGGUGUUUAUGGCUGACAGCUGUUUUGCAAAAUCUCUGCGUUUCAGUCAGUUCGACACACUUGUGAUAUUCAGUCACACUUUUCCACUCAUCUCUCCAACUUGAAUAACAUUUACCACUUUUUUAUCCACCUUGGUCACCUGCUCCACGAACAACUGCAGUCAAAGGACAUGAUGCCAAUUUUCCACCCCUGCGUGCUUGAAGUAACAGCGCGCGGUGUCACUUUCUCUUAAGACAUGUUGGAGUGAAAACCAAACUGUCAGAAGUGCCUGCCUCUUUUUCCCAUUCAUCAUUUGGCAGCGUCUUUCGCUGAUUUCUCGCAAAAGCCAAGGGCAAACACUCGAAGUUAAUCGGUUCAUAAAGGGGUCUUUCUCUGCAGAUACGCACUUGACAAUAAAAGCUUUGCAGUGAUUACUCUAAAGAUUAUGAAAAAGCUGCUUUUAAUAUCUUAUUUACUCUUUUGAUACUACCUCGAUUCAGCUUGAACUUUUAGAUGAUUAUUUGCCAGAGUGGUGCAGUUAUACAAAAGACGUCUGUGUAUUUUUUCUCUUACUUUGAGUGUACGCCCUAAUCUCACCCAAUAAUCUUCCUAUAGCUCUGCCUCACUUUCUCAGUUUCACUUCCUCACCCCUCAUGUUCGUCUCUCUCUCUUUUUCUCUCUGCUUCUGCGUGUCUCGCUCGGUGUGUAUCUGCUUUUUUUCCACGGCUCUCACUUUGUGUUUGUCUUUCGUUGCCUGACUCUGUGAGUUGAAAAAGCUUCUCUGCAGAUCAGAGCAGGCAGAUCUACAAGGUCAUUAGAGUAAAGAACAGGCAGAGCGCAUACUGAAUUUUCACAGCACACACCACUCUGACUAAACAACUCCAUGUGAAAAAAUACGACUUCAGAGGGAGAGAGGGAAUGGUUUCCUGCGUUUGACUAUAUUGAUAAAAAACAAUGAGGGGUGAGGUUUUUCUGGAAAUUUGUCCUCUUUUUUCGUGCCUCCCCACCUCCUGUUCUCGUCCCUCUGCUAAUCUGUCCUCUAGAAGUGAUGUCAUCUCCCUGCUGUCUUCAGCAGACACAGGGCAGUCUGUGGAAUGCAGAUGAGCCGUGUGUUUGUGAGUGUGUGAGCAUGAAAGCAGAAUUAGCGUGUAUGUGCAUAAUGACAUGGAGCGCCCUGACACCCUGAUUUACAUUAUUCAAUUAUGAAAGAGAGAGAGACAACAGGGCAGCGCUCUGAUCAAGGUGAAAGGAGUAAAAACGUGAGCGGAGGAGCAGAAAUCUGACAUCAAACUGGCGGACAGAGAGUCACUCCGAGCGAAUGGUCAGGGGAGUCCUUCGAGGCCAUUUGGCGAGUGGCGAAAUCACAGUGAGUCAGUCAAUGGUGUAUGAUUGCUGUUUUCCCUGCAGUCUGCAAAUCUGUCACUGAACUAAUGCACACUAGUGGGAGAUGUAAUCUAUAGUAAAUACAGUUGGCUCCACCGAGGAGCCCUCUGUGAUUUCCACAGAUUAAGGUGUCAGGCUGAAUCACUGGUCAUAGACAGCUGAAGAGUACAGAUUAUCCCGUUUGGCCGAAAGCUGCUCUGAUGACAAGUUAGAGUUUCCUCUUCAUUUGUGUUGAUGGAGACAGUUUAUUUCAGGGAGACCCUCCGCACCUUUUGGAUUAAACUUGUUUUUUUUGUGUUUGUGGCAUAACUCUGGUUUCAUGUUGAUGGUUUCCACUUUCAUUUUCCUCUGAGUUGAUAAGGUUGAAUAAGCUUUUUUAUUUUCUGACAUCCUUCGUGUGUUUGCGUCAAAUUUGACACCUAACAACUAAACAGGAAGAUUUAUCUCUGCUGGUCUAGUCUAUUUCAUUUAAGUAGCAUUCUCUGAUGGAAAAAAAGUCUCAGGGAAAUCCAGGGCUUUAAAAAUGAGUCCCAAAAACUGCAGUUCCUCAAGUGUCCACAUGAGGCUGUUUCCCAGAGUGAGUCAAUCCCCAUAGAGCCCCAUGUUACAAUGUCCAACUUCACUGUUAAAACAAAUGCAUUGGCUGCUUAGUACAAAAACUAAAAAAGGCUGUUUGGGUUUUUUUAUAACUAUAGAAUAAUAAAUAUUUUCAGUAAUAAGGGGUGUGGCCUCUUUGAGUGACAAGCGAUGCCUGCUAGCUAUCUGUGAACUUAAAGCUCAUGUGAGGAGCUUUUAACAGACUUUAAAUCCCUCAGACUGAAAUCACAAGUGUAUGCCUCUGAAUUUGCCACGAAAACAAACAAGACCAUGAAUAAAAAGAUUGAUUAUCUCUAAAAUGUCGGUUUGCCUGUCGCCCCUGAAGCAGGUUAGCUGAUGGAUGGGUUAUGGAUUCAGUUUAGUGCUGAAAACAAACUUGUUGUAGAAACUUGCUAAACAAAAAUACAUCAUGUUGAUACAUUUGAGUUUUUCCAGAAGGCUAGAAUAGAUUUUUAGACUGUGGUGGUUCUGAUACAUGCGAUGUCUAUUUUAUUUUAAAUGUCAAAUUUGCUAUUUAUUAAUUUUACACACCACGAUUUAUUGAUGCUAACCCCACUGUACGGUGACAGCCAUCCCAUAUACCUUCUUAGAAACAAUCAGUCUUCUCUGUGAUGGUCUUGCUUACUUUUUUAGUCCUUAUGGAUGUGUAAGUAUCGAUAUUAGUCUAUUCCAUCACCAUCAAAAAACUCCUCACUGGAGCUUUAAGAGUGUACAACUUGUUGGGGUUUUCUUUCAUAUAUUCAAAGUUAAAUCCAUGAAUAAAGAUCAUUAAAUCAGCCAUAAAAGGCAGACAAAGAGUUCAGUUUUUCCCCUUUUUGGCCAAAAUGAUGCAGUCAGAGAUUCCUCUCUCCAUGAUAGUUUAUUUUAAGGAAGAGCAUCCACUCCUUUGGUAUUUCCUGAUUCGAUCACAAAUACCAGACUGGGGAAUGUUAGGAAUCCGCAGAAGGCGAAAUCAUUAGCAUUAAUCAUCCUCAUCUAUUGAGCUUCAUAAUCUUUACAACAAUUCUCCAAUUAAGCUUUUUCAGCCUCUAAUCAGUGAUCAUCUCGCUGUUACUGAACCGUCUCCUGUCAAGGAUUUUCCACUGUCAUAAAUUAUUCUUAUCUGGUUGUACUUAUUGUCUGUCUGAAUCCUUUCUCUCUCGCUCUCUUUCUCUCUCUCUUCGCUCUUGUCCUUCCUGAGCCACGCCACCUGUACCUCCCAACUGUCGAUUUCUCCUCUAUCUGCAUACAUUUUGUGUUUUUUUUUUUUUAUCAUUCUCUUAUUCACCUGUCUGCCAGCAUGUCUCCCUUUAUGUCCAAGGAAAAGAGACAUGGAGGAAAAUAAAAGAAAACACUGUUUGAGUAUGUGUCAGACUUUUUUUCAUGUCUGAAAAAAAACUGUGCUUGAAAUGCCACAUGCGGAGGUGGUAAAUUUACACAAGGGAGCUUUUUCAAAGUGGGCAGACUACUUUUUUUUUUUUUUUCACCGGCAUCUGUCUGCCUCCUGCUUCCUUUUCAACUAUUACAUAUAUCUCUUGGAUAUCUCCUUUCUAUCACUCACUGUCUGUUCUUUUCCGUGUCUGUGUGACUUCUCUCAUUUUCGCCGUUUUCUAAUCUUUCUCGAUCUGCCCUCCCACCCACGCUCUCACACACAUACACACACAUAUAUAUACUCACUUCCUCCUCCAUUGCUAUUCCUGAGAGGAGCAGACUGGUCUGGCGGUGGGCUGGUUUAUGUCCAUGAACCCGAUGACACCCUUGCUUCCACUGCAUUACACCAAGCUGGUACUGCCACAGCCAGGUAGCAACACUGCAGUGGAGAUAAGAAGAAAAGCCAAUUGUAUAUGAACAGAUAACAUGCAUUUCAGUGUAUUCCUGUUCAUGUGGGUGUCUUCUAUGAGCUGCUGUGUCUGUGUGCAUGUCAGGCUGUUUAAACACCAGCGCUGAUACCACAGUGCAGACGACAGCUUGCACACGUGCCACUUGACUGCCCCACGUCGUCUCUCCUUCCUCUGUUUGUCUUACAGCUGAAGGAGGGAGCCAUAGAUUGUGUGUGUGCGUGUGUGUGUGUGUGUGUGUGUGUGUUUCAGAGAGAAAGUGUGCAUAAGAGAGGUAGUUGAUGUUGUGCACAUGCAUACAUAUUACUCAUGUUGCUCCGUGCUGAAUAUAAAUGCACUCGCUGACCUUCCAUUCAUCUCCGUACUCGUGUAUCCUGCGUAGAUGGUGCAGAUCUGCUGUCUCAUGGUUUGUGGUCAAUAUUAAUGUGUGUGUGUGUUUGUGUUUGUGUGUGUUAAAGUCUAAGAUUACCCUGAUGGUUCAAUCUGUGGAAACAUCAUCAUAAUGGAGUUUAUGGUUUCAGAAUGACCGGCACUCAGCUGAAGACCGUCGGAUCAAAUCUCAAGCUUGCAAGGGUGGGACUGUGUUGCCCAGGGGUCAUGAGUAAGCAUUAUGAUUACUGGUACCCCCCUCAGCAAGGUAUUUCAGCUCACUAACGUCAGUAAGAUGACCAUCACUUGCCGUCUCCUAAGCUAUACAAGCAGGGGGGAAAAUAUUAUUGUUGCUGCUAAAUACAGUAGCUUUGAGCAGAGCAAACACUGUACAUUUGGUUACAGUAAAAGUGGAAACUUCUCCGGCGUUCAUUCAUCACUGUCACAUGAACUAAUGUUUUCUUAAUGAGCCAUGUCUCCACCAGUAAUGAGGAUUUUAUUUCGAUCUUAAAUUUUACUCACUUUUAGAGGGAAAACAGAUAUUAGCCUACAGUGUUGACAGCCAGCUAAAGUCCCCGAGGUAACAUUAGAACCAUGCCUCCAUGCGUCUCAUAUACUCCCAAAGGUAAGUGUGAAUACAAGAAUUAGUAAAAGACGUUAAAAAAAUGAGAUAUUCUCCCACAGUAGAGCCUUUCGGUGUGUUAUUUUGGGCGGGGAUUAGCUGGAGGCCAAAUAAUCCUUUAGACAUUUUUAUGCUAGAAGUAAUUAGCCGGUGUGUUUGGCUUGUUUUGGAAAUAAUACUGUUUUUUCUGUGUCUGAUAUUACUUGGAUAAGUUGAGCUGAUGGGAAUAGUUAAAAUAAGCGGUGGGCAUACCAUAUUCUGACUUCCCAAAAAGAGGACAAGACUACAUGGGGGCGGAGUCACGGAGCUGCACAAAGUUAAUUUCGAGAGUCUUUUGGGUCGGAUAGAAGGUCUUUUACACGCUUCUAACUCAGUAAGUCCACGUGACACAAAAUCAAAACUUACGUACUCAACCGCGGACAUUUGAAGGUUUUUAUAGACCUCCCUGGACAAAGCCGGACAACUCGGACAGUCCCCAGAAAAGAGGACAUGUCCGGGUAAAAGAGGACAUAUGGUCACCCUAGGCUAAUUACUAUGGCAACCAUAGAAAGGAAGGGGAUAAGUAAACAGCGUUUUUUUGUUUGUCUAAAGAAGCUAACGUCUUGCACUAAAAGGCGUGUUUGCCUCCAGUUUUGCGUUGUUGUGCCUCUAGCUAAUACCUUGACAUCAGCCUUUAAAGAGUCCAAACCUUUCAGCCUCUUGUAAUUAUUUCACGGUCCAUUGUCAAUCAACUUCUAAUGUUUUGUAAAAGGUGUCGCGUGAUCAUGAACUAAAAUUGAACACUGAAAGUAUUAAAGGUGGAUUACAUGACAGCCUCACAAAAGUGAAGCUGAACAUCAGGCCUCUAUAGGACUAUGUGGGCUUAUGCCAUUGGUCUUUGGUAGAGGUGCUAAUACAAGAGUCGACUCUACCUGCCUGAAAGAUCUUCGACAUUUUGCUAGUAAGUUAAAGUUGCACUUACAUUAAUGAAAAGUGCGGCAUGCAAACAUUUACUACCCCAAAAGCCACUACCUACUGUUUGCGCUACCUCAAAGUCACCAGCGUACACAGCCAGAAACCAGUCAUGGAGUAUAGUAGAAGUAGUAUAGUAUAGUAUAGAGGCUCAUCAUAAAGCGAUUUCCUGAUCAAAUCGGUGAAAUCCGACCCUUUGCUGCUAGUAAUCCCCUCUUGCUGCACCCUAACUUCUUUGCCAUCUCUUUAGCUUUCACUUCCCAACAAGGGUGAACUGAUCCAGAAAGUAGAAAAAAAAACUUGAUAAUGUCAGAUCCGGACCACUUAAAGGGCGCUGAAACUGCCCUCAGUAAAUGUACACUCCUUUAACACACUGUUUUAUCAAGCACACAGUAGUUGUCCACAGAACAAUAAAAACAACAAAAAGAGAAAAUGAAAUUUGAUCUUCUACUCAACCCCUCGGGGCCUCUGCUUACCUUCUGACCUGUCAAGUGAUCAGCCAGCUGAUGGUCAGCACUCGGCAGUUUCCUGUUGUUCACUGUUUCUCAAAAACAAACUAAAAAAAAGUGCACCAGGGAAGCAAUCAGCGCAGAAAGCUGACACUGUGUUUUCGUACAGCCAAAACAUACUGUCAUCCGCUGCAACUGUCUCCAGAUUUCUGCCAGAUCAUUUCUGGCCUGGUGUGACAUUUCUGAGCUUGGCUCUGGCUUUUUCAGUUUAUUUUGGUCUUCUCUAUAUUAAUCCUGCUUUGACUUUCACCCUCAGUCUAAAAACACUAAAGCUAAUAGACUGAAAUUGAUGUGACACUGUCAUUUGUGUAGGACUUUAUAAUUUUCAGCAUGCUGGCCUGAUCCUAUUUCGUAUUAUUCAAAUGAUUUUUCACCCUUCAUGUCUAAUUUUCAAGGAGAUUUCAGAUUUAGUCCAUGACAUUUAUACAGUUUAAGAAGGGGUUAUGUUUGCUCAAUUUCCUAGCAGAGCCUUGACAAAAAUAGGAAAUGCUGCUUGCAGUGCAACAGGUCAGAGAGCUGGUGUAGCUACUUGUAGAGACUGCCCUGAACAGUAUGUGUGUCAUAACCAAGGUCAUGUGAUGUUGGUUCUUCUGGUUCUGCUUAAAUCUGCUGCUCCGAUGAGUUUCCAGCUGCUUUUUUAAAAGCGUGAAAUUAAUACUGAUGCUUUUUUAUAACGUGCAAAAGUGAACAAGACUGUAAAUAGGAAAAAUAUGUAUUUUAUAUUAGUCAAUUUAAACAAAUAAGGGUGAAAGUUUUUUCAGGAAAUAUUAAUAAAUAAAGGAUAGGAUCACCAAAAAACUGACUCAACUGGCAGAGGGCACCAGAAUUAUCACAUUCCUUAUGUUUCUGGUUCAAAGGUUUAUUCUUAUGUAGUCUAAGUUUUACCAAAAUACAGCUGUUAUAUCAAACUUGCUCUGGGCUGAUGUGUCACAACUGAUUUGUUGUUUCUUGGAAAAAAAAUGGUCAAGGAGAAUAUCUGGUAACCAGAAACACAUAAAUGUAUAGCUCUGUUUAAAGAUCUUCUCUUUGCUGAUAUCAUCCUAAAGCACAGACUUCAACUGGAAGAUACAAAAUCCAUAAAACUGCUUGAGAAAAGGUCGGACAAUAAUGGAGCAACACAUUACUUUAUAAACUUUACUAAUGAACACAGCUAUCUCAUCUAUUUCUAAUAAUAUUCAACUUAAUUGUUCACCAUCAUCCCUGUGACCAAAUAGUAAACGAUUGUUAGUCAUGCUUUUAUUUUGAAAAAUUUUCCAUCUUGCUUGUCAGUUGCGAUAUCCUGCAUUAUCAAACAAAACUUAUCAAAAAUACACAAAUUAAGUUGACUAGUAACCCAAAGAUGGACAAGCUCUAACUUGAACAUCAGUUUUUAAAGAGUCGAAUCAGCUCUCAAGAGGUUUGCUUCAGCUAGCUCCCAACAGCCUGCUAGUGCAAAGUGUGUAAAAGGCCCUCUGCUGUGAGUCAUGGUAUUGCAAUUAUCAUUGGAUCCUGUUUAUUUGUUAGCCGUAAUUGAAGUCAAAGAUAACUGAAUCGUUGCAUUAUUAUUGUCCACAGAGUUUCUCAAGUGGUUCUUUUAGCAUAUUCAACAUUUUACAGCGCUGAAUUUGGCACCUCUUUAAGGAAAGUGCAGAACUGGAAAGUGUAUGCAGAUGAACAUGUGUCAGACCCUGCUCAAAACGUAAGAAGUAGUAAUUAAUAGAGGUCAUAGAGUUUUCAAAAGUCUGGACAAAAACAGUAAGAAGUACAUUACUUCAAGUUCUUUCUUCCACUUUUUAGAAAACUGAAUCUGAGAUCAAGUCUGCGUCAUUGGUCUAAGUGGAGUCAGGAAUCUUGAAAAUCAGGACUUAAGUCGGAUCUGAGUCUAAAGAUUUUCAGAUUUUCAUGCAACAGUUGUCUUUAACAAAAAGUUUUAAAUUUGUUUAACGUAAAAGUAGUUUGCCACUUGUCACAAAGUCUGCAGAAAUUGUUGAUAUUCGUUAGGAGGCCGAGCUCAGGAAGGGUAGGCGUGCUCAACCAAAAAUAACUCCUGAAGGUUUUGUCUUUUCAAAACUGGAGCAAUCCCACUAAACGUCCUGCCCUCAAUAUUUGAUAGUCUGAAUAUGAAAAUGGGGUCUUUUCCAUAGUUUAAUGCCAUAUUGCUUUGACACCAUUCGCCACUUUGUCCUUGCUUAAAACAUGGUUGCUCUGUUUCUGUAGCGAAGAUGACCUUGAAGCAUGUUACCAUGGCGCCGCAGCAUGAGGUGUUGUUGGAAAAGCUUGAGAGAUAGAGGAAGCUGAGACAGUGGGCGAAUAAAAAAAAAAAAGAGGACAGCUACUAUAAAAAGCCAUGUUGACAAAGUUGUGUGUGUGUGUGUGUCACAUGACACUGAAGGCACAUCCCAGCAGACAGCGAGCAGAUUUCUGAGAAAAGUAAAGAUUUGGGAUUUUGAAAACACUGAAGCAUCCGCAUAGAGAGGAAUAGAAAUGGUGAACAGGUGGUGAUCAGAGGAAGAUAAAUGAAGAGGGAUGAGAAAUGUCAGGUUGGAAUCACAGAGGAGCUUUGAUAUGGAACAACAACCCUCUUUUCCCCCUCUAAUUCCCCCUUUUUUUAGCUGCUAGUGCUCACCUUAUUUCCCCUCAAGACACCAACCUCUGUCUUUCAUCAACUUGGGCUAAUUACUCCACUCUGCCUCCCAUCACUUCUCCACUUGCCUCCACCCUUCCUCUGUCAACACUUCUGGUCUCCUUUGCUUUAUUCGUCCCUCACCGUCUCCCCCCUUGCCUUCCUCGUGAUGCUCCUAUCAGUAUAAAGGGCAGCUCAGGUCGUAUACAGAUGAUAUCCCAGUCAGCUGGUGAUGCAGUGUAAUACGAGGCGUCCAGCAUCUGCUUUUUGCUGCUGCACUCAGCACCCUUUAACCUCUCACAUUACUGAAUUUCCCCUCCCUCCAUAUUUCCUUCCCUUUUUCCUACAAGGUGCCAAAGUUACACAAUAAUCAAACUAAUUUCCAAUCAUUCAGAACUAAAAGCAUAAAAAAAUCUGACUCUGAGCUCUGUAAAGAUUACGAAAUGUCUGGAUUUACCCACUUAUAAAAACAGCAGCCCCCUCCCUCAUAAGCGCCCUCGAACAGAUUAGUGUUUGCACUGCAGCUCUCUUGGGAAGCUUAUUUUAAAGCAAAUUGUUUUCUCCUGCUCUCCAGUAAGUUUUGACCAUUUUGGUUUCCCGGCCUAUUGUGCUCCAAAGGUCAGCGACAGGAAAUCAAACAUAGAGAAACCUGCUUUUUGGCUUUCCUCCCUUCACUUCCCUCAUUUAUUUUUCUUCAGCCGGAGUCGUUCAAGGUGAAAAAAUGGCUCCAAUCUCUGGCCGCUGUUCACUCAAUCUUUCCUCAUUCCUCUCUUUCUUUCUUUUUUUUUUUGGCUCUGUAUUUCUCUCAGAUGUAUGUGUGGCUGGUGUUAACUGCGUGAGAGGCCGUGUCAUAACACAAAAACUCCAUGUGGUUUCCACUUAGCACCAAACAUCAGGAUGCACGGCUCAGUGUUAAUUUAAUUACAGAGACUGUGACAUGACAAUAUUGAGAAAAGCUCAAUAAUAGAUACAGAUGGUUGGUCAAGCUUAUCACUGUCUCAGUGCAGAGUCCUGUAAACUACCUUUGCUCUACUUUAACAUGAUUUAAUAGACAAAUGACUUAUGCUCAAAUCAUUAUGGGAUAGAUUGAACACAGAUGUAAUGGCUGUAGUGUAAGCCAGAACCAAUUUACAUAGCCAGAUUGAUUUUCUGAGUGUCUGAUAAGAGAUCAAAUGUGAACCUUUUCAAGUAAAUUUCAGGACAUAUACUGUUGUCAUUGUCGGUCAUUCUCUCAUAACUUAAUAAACCAGGUCUGGGUAAGGUGAGUGGGAGGAGAAGGAGAAAGAGGAGUCUUAUGUAAUGCUGACUGUUUUCAUGUUGAUAUGACAUGUUUCUGUAGUAGAAACACUUUUUUGUAGAAGCUGAGCUGAGCAGUAAAGAGUGUGAGGCAGCAAAACUCUGUCCAGCUUCAGCGGUGUGAUUCUCAUACUCGGUCUACACUUGUAUCUGCUGGACUCCUACAUUGUCAUCUUGACUCCUCUUGAAACUUAUAGGCAGAAAUGAGUUAGUGUUAUGUUGACAUGAGCAGGUUGACAAUGUCUGGAAAUUUGAUUUGUAAGGCAUCUCUACCAUAUCAAACCUGGAAGUACAAUCCAGUAGUGCUAGAGUCAGUUAAGUUUAAUGCGCUGGUCAUUUGCACACCUAAUCAUGAAAAAAGUUUGGCCCAGAUUGAAAAUACAGAAAUUCACCUUUAUUACUUCUUAAAAUCUUUUAAGCCUCACAGUGUUUAGAAACUUUUAUUUAUAGAGGUAAAUCUUCUGUUUCUGAUUUGAGUCUAAUUAAAAGCUCCUGUGAGGAACUUUUGGAUUGUGUAAGUUCUGGCGCCCCCUGUGGACAAAGCAGUUUUUGUUUUAAUUGCACUGUACAGGCUAAAGUCCUAUCUUAUCUAUCUCAAAUGCAUCAUUAAUUGCAAAUAUUAUAUAUCAGAAAUGUAAUAAGGUAGUUUCUUUCACUGCUUGGUUGAUUAGGGUGACCAUACGUCCUCUUCUACCCCUACAUGUCCUCUUUUUGGGGGGUUGUCUGGCCUUGUCUGAGGGAGUUUAUAAAAUCCUUCAUAUGUCCGGGGUUUUGUACGGAAGCUUUCAGUUUGUGUUGUGUGUACUUACUUAGUUAGAAGUGCGUAAAAAUACUGGACCCAGCCCAAAAAACUCUUAAAAUUUACAAUGCGUGACUCCGAGACUCCACCCCUGCGUAGUCGUGUCCUCUUUUUGGGGAUUCAGAAUGGUCACCUUAUGGUAAACACCCACCCUCUCGUGCAGUAAAACAGCCAGUCUUGCCACUGAUGGUCUUGUUUGCUUUUGUGUACCAUAAAAAGCAUCAAUAAGACUUUGAAUGUCAAAAAACUCCUCUGUUGACAAUCCCAUAUAUGUGGCCAAGUAUAAAAACACAUAAACAUGUGUAUCUGGUCCUGAAAGCUGUUAAAAAAUGAAAGUUACUAGACAUGAACAUUAGAGGAACCUGUGAAGCUGCCAGACCGCAACCAUCUCUGAGAUGCUGUUUUUGACAAUUUAAACUAGAAGCAGCAGUGAUUUUAGCAACAGCAAGAGAAGUUUUGACAUCUACAUCAUAUGUUUAAAGUCGUGUCAACUACAAAGCUCUUUGAGAAAAGACAGUAAUGUCAACAUAAACUUUUCUUCUUCCUAUACAUUGUCCCUUUCUUCUAAUCAGAUCCAAACAGUGGGUUGUUCUGCACUAGCGGAGGCUAAAUAGGUGUGUCAUUCUUUGAGUGCUUUUAUAGCCACGAAAUACCAGAGUUUGGCCAGAGGAGAAUGGAGCUGCUCCGUUUUAACAGAGGGAUUAGCACAGGCUCAGACAGCUCUCUUUAAAUGAGGAGAUACAUGAACCCAGGUGACACUCUCGCCAUUACACUCUGCUCUCAAGAGCAACACAUGUCAGCAGCUGAAGUUAGUCCAGAGCGAGAUAAAAUGUUAAGCCGAGAUUUCUUUCACGUGCGUUUGAGUGUGUGUGUGUGUGUUUUGAGGAAGCCGGGGUAUUAUGGGUUUUGGGGAGUGCGUAAUAUCCCCGGCCUUAUACCUCCCUCUCCCCUUCAAUUUAUUACCUCGCCUAGUUGAUCUGAUGGUGUAAUAAUAUCUCUUGCCUCUGGCUACGGGAAAUGGCCACAUGCAUUAUUCACACAUGCUAAGAUGCUUAUUGAUGACUCCUUUAUUUAUAUAUUUCCCCAACGCCAGAGUCAUUUCUCAUAAUUUUAACCCCCUACUUCUUCAUUCUCUAUUUUGAUGCGAGACUUGUCUAAUGAGCCUCACACUCCCUCCUUUUUCUUGGAUGUAUCGUGAGAAUUCGGUUCAAGCGCAGGAUGCAUUAAUGUAGAUCCUCGCCUGAUUCAGCUUCAUUUGAUGUUAAUGCUGCUUUUGUCAUAGUUGUUUACACUAAAGAAACAUGCAAGUCAAAGAAAGCAUAACUCCUUUGAGAAAACGAGCGUGACAUUGCCUCAGGACUCUUGCGUAUGUUUGUCUAAUCCAAUACGUGUACAUACUCUGACUAUUUGCUUCCUCUUUAUUCAUGCAUUUAUUGUAAAUGGGGCAUAUUCUGUUUUAUGUUAGAGCAUACCAGAGUUCAGAGCUGCUGCUUAUCAGAGGGUUUUUCCCUCUGAACUCACAUUUCCUCUCAGCUUAGACCCCUAGUCUUCGAAAUAGCAAGAGACAUCUAUGAUGAGCUAUACCAGGAAAAAAUAUCAGCUUUUAGCACAAUUGUAGUUUUUUAACCACAGUGAAGCACUUAUGCUUUAUCAUGAAACAUAGCGAAAGUUGUGUUUUCUAUAUUCCUACAAUAUAGAAGAAAAACUUGAGAAGAAGAAGAAGAACUUUAUUGAUCCCCGAAGGGAAAUUCAAUAUAGGCAGCAGGAGCAAAACUACACAAGGCUGCAGUAUUUUAGCGGCUCUAUAAAGUGUCUGUGACACAAUGACUGAACCUGAUGUCAGGUUUAGGGGUUAUUUGAAUGCAAUAGUCACUUUUCUUUUCAUUUUCUACCUGUUGAAGUCUCCUGUUAGGAGUGUUUCACAGUUAUAAAACAGACUUAAAUGAACUUUGUAGCCUGCUAAAGCUAUCAAGACCAAUAGAAAAAAGAAUAAUUACUUCUGUAUCGUACUCUAAGAUGGCUCUGGGGGUCCACCGGGGGUGCCAAAAUCAACACAAAUAAAAAGUUCCUCACAGAAGCUUUAAGUAGACUUCUGCCAUUUGAAAUGUGCAUUACAUGUGUUUUCAUGGACCAGUUUGGAGCCAAUAAACCUGAAUCAUUUCAGAGUGGCUUUGACUGAAGCUGAUGAUCUUGAACUUCACAUAUGGCUGAAAUCCCGUAGUCUGGAUAUACUGAUUAGAACAAGUCAGGAGCGGUAACCAGACUUGUGAAUGGAGGAAAAAACCUCCUGGGGUUUUCCUCCAUUCACAGGAGAGAAAUACAACAAGACGUUCCCAGAAAUUGGAUUAAAUUUGUCAAAUCUAAACUUUUCUGUCAUAUCAGCGAGUGUUCUCCCAGUUUCAUGGCCUCUGGGGACUGAGAAACACUGAUGCAAUGUUCUUUGUUUACACAGGAGGUCAGCCAUUCAGUUACGUGUCCCAUCAUGCUCAUUUUCAUCUGCGAAGCCAAACCAAUGUUGAAACCCUUUUUUCGAUGAAGGCCAAAACUAACAUCAAAUUUGUUUUAAAACUACAGUGGUCCAAAAACUGUUCCAUUUUUUAUGAAGCUACUCUGAUACAAUACUUCAGGAGGUCGCACCAUGACCAAGGCUGACUAUUGAAAUUACUGUUGCCGUGGGAACGCAUCUGGCAGAUUCGAUUCUAACUGACAUGCAUGGCUCAAAAGCAUGCCCUCUGCAGGAAAGACUUCAUUAUUACUCAUAAACAGAAGUGAAGAAUUCGUCAAAAUUACCUGAAUUUCUUGAGAUAUUUUUUAAUCUUUCUAAAUGAAAAGUCAUCUCAGUCAUACUGUAGUCAGACUGUGGCAUCUACCAUCCUACCAUUUUGGGAUUUAGCAAAAGAGAGAAAGUACCAGGACAAGCCGAAAACCAAGCAGGGAUAGGCGAGGCAGUUUUACCACUCCAUAUUUAAUGCACUGGAAAUGGUAACCCUCUCUGUAUUCUCUGCCCUUACCACAGACCUCCUGCCAGAUACAGUGGGCUGUCCUGGCCUUUGCUCUUCUCUCUACACUCUCUCUCUCUCUCUCUCUCACACACACACACUCACACAAUCCCAAAAUACAGCUUUGGUCUGAAAAAGUAGUUCACCACGGAUGUGACCGACCCAAAUAGUAGAAGAGAGCAUGACACAUAAGCAAUCAAUGUUUGACCAAGGGAGUAUUUUCACUCUCUUCUUUUCUUCCUUCCUCUCUUCCUUUCUUCUCUUUUUGGCUCAUAUUUUGUCUAACUACCAUUUGUAUCCGUUCUGCAAACCAUAGAGGAAUCCUUUGAUGCUCUUUCACAUAUAAUCAGUCUGGGAUGUUCAGUAUUUUUUGUGAUACAUAGCUGUAAAUCAUUUUUAUAGCCUGCUUGCUUUCAAUCCAACUCGUUCUGUUUAAGUUUGUGCAUCACUUCAGAUUCAAGACUUUGUCAUGGCGGCCCUGUUUGUCCUAAUUUGGUAAAUCCACUUCUUUUAGGUUUGUUAAGGUCUAUUAAACAUGUGCGCUAAUUUUGGGGUGUUGUUUAGGUUAACUGCUACCAUAUAGAAAUGUUUCAAACCACCACAUACGUGUCUUUCAAUCAUCACUUUUACAGUUUCACUUUAUGGCGAGGCAGUAUCAGCUCAGCAGAUAGAGAGCAGAACCAAACAGAAUCAAGGCUGUUAAUGUUAUAGGCUAAUAAACACAGGUCUAAUAUACAGUACAUUAGUCGGUUUGGAUUGGAGUAGGAGAUAUGUGCUUUUAAACCUGCAUAUAAAAGCACAGGAACACAGUGUAGCAGGGCUACUUGACAAUAGGUAAAAGAGGGGUCACCCCUAAAAAUAUCCACACAUUUCUGUCUGAAUAGUGUCUUUAUUUAGAAAUCCUGCUUCACUCCAGCAUAUUCAUAAAAUCAUUAAAAGCUUAGUGUGGGGGACAGGGGUGUGAUGUAACUUCUUGUGGGAUAGAGAUUUGAGGAAAGCAGCUGUAGUAUAUGAGGGAUGCAGCUGUUGGAGGUUUUUUUGUCUCUUGUGCUAUCUCUGAAUUUGUCCCUGUUAUUUAGUCUAACUCACCAGAAGUGACGCUGAAACCAUCCAACAAGCUGAUGUGUUGUUUCCCAUCUCAGAAAAGCUUUAUCGAUCACUAACUUAUCCACACCUUGAUACAAAAUUGCUUUGUUAUUUGUAAUUCAAACCUUUAAAGGAAACGUAAGGGUUUUUCUUUUAGAGAGGUUUUUCUUCUUGUAAAAGAUCAAUGCCACUGGUUUUUGUAGUGACGCCUAUUUUUCCUCACUUUUAUUGGAAUUUAUCAAAGUACUUAAGCAUUGAAGUUCGUAAUGGCUCAACCCUUUCAUGCACAGUGGUGACUACAGCGGGCGACUGUUCAAAAGCCAUUUACAAAGCAUAGACAUCCAUAUUAGUAUGUUAUCUCAUACACUGCCCUCUACUGGUGACCUCUUUUAAUAGCUUAAAAAUUUCGCAAAAUUACGAAUGACUAUGGAAAGUUUGAAAUACUACACAGCUUAUGCAAAUUGUUGUAUUUUGAUGGGCUCUUGUAUGUUAAAAAUGUAUCUUUAAAUAAUAUGGCUGUCUGUAUUUUUUAAAUACUAAUUUUACGGACCUAGCACCGAAUUUGGGGGGACAGAGCCCUCUCCGUUGCCGCCCCCACCUUCUGGAAUUCACUCCCCAAACCCAUCUGACCCCCACACUUUUAAAUCACUCUUAAAAACACACCUUUUUAAAUUGGCUUUUAACCUGUGAACUGUUCUUUUAUUGUUUUCUCAUAUUGUGACUUUUUUAACCUUUUACAUUGUUGGUUUUAUUUCACAAAAUUUUCUGUAAUUUAAUUUUUUAUUUUUUAUUUCAUUUUAUUUUAUUUUUUUUCCUUGUAAGGCAUCUUUGAGCACCUGUAAAAGUGCGUUGAAAAUACAAAUUAUUGUUAUUAUUAUUAAUGGUUGAAAAAUUUAAUAAUAAUAAUAAUAAUAACAAUAAUAAUAACAACAAUAAUAAUAAUAAAAAUAGUAAUAAUAGUAUAAUAAUAAUAAUAAUAAUAAUAAUAAUAAUAAUAAUGAUAAUGAUAAUGAUAAUGUUUUAUACUUUGCAUUAUUGGUUCAUUUUAAGCACUUAAAGUUUGGGGGUUUUCUUUCCCUUAUUAUUUUGCAUUAAAAUUUCUUCACGUUUUAAAUAAUUUAAAGAUUCCGUGAGAGAAUUUGAGUUUGUGCCAGUUUUGGCACCCCCUGUGGACAAAUCAGUUACUGCUUCUUUCUUUGUCUUCUAUGUGCUAAGGUUGUGUCUUCUCAAAAAUUCUCACCCUGCUGACUUUUGAGAUUAAAUUUAGUCAUUUAUGGAGAAAAUUUGGUUUGGAAAUGUAAAAACAGCUGAUACCUGCCCCCUCGCACAGUUUCAGAUAUUUAAAAUAUCUGUAAAUCACUGCCCAUCUUGUUGCUGAUGAUCUUGUUUACUUUUGUAUAUCAUGAAAAGCAUUAAUUUGAUUUUCAGUCUGUUUAAUAAAUGUCAAAUGAAGCUUUAAGUAUAGAUGUAGAGGAAAAAACAAAAUCAGAAUCUGCAGAACAAAUUCAGUUUAAUUCCUUUUUUGUGUUUGUUGGUAAAAAAACAAUCACCGGUCUCUGUACUCCAUUUGUUCGGUUGCAACAGGAUAAAAACACAGAAGAGAAACGCUAAAUUAUUCUCAUUUUCUUUAUUUUCUUUGUGUCUUGAUCUCUCUUUCUUCUUCACUGUCUCCCUUUGAAUUAAAUUGUCUGCGCCUGAAUGCGUGAGCUUUACUGUUAGCGAUAUGGUGUUUGAUUUGAUUUUCCAGUUGAGAGCUUGGUAGUCUCUGUGAGGGCGACUGAGAGAGAGGAUGUACGAGAGAAUGACUGGGAAACGUGUCUGAGUGAAUGCAGAUAUGCGCCGUAUGUGUGUGUUUAUAUAUGUGUGUGUGUGUGUGUGUGUGUGUGUGUGUGUGUCUCUGCUCCACUGACACUCUUCCCUCCUUCUCCACAGAGAGAAGUGCCUUCUUUCGUCGACCCCUUCAUCUGUUUGGUUCGACUGAAGCAGCCUCUGCCUCUUUGCCUCUCCAUGUCUGCCGGAGACUCCAGCCGCAUCAGGAGCCGCAGGACUGCCAAUACCACCCAAUGAGCCAGUCCACACAACACUGACACCUCCCUGCUCCACUUCAUCUCCUUCUCUGUCUGCCAUCCAUGCCACUCAGCCCCCCUCUGUGGACGCCAACCACUCCUCCGUCCUCCUCCUCCUCCUCCUCCGGCUGAAGGCAGAAACCCUUUAUCACUUCCUCUUUGCUCCACCACAGCCCUCUUUUCCUUCUCCUUCUCCUCCCUUUCCUCCCUCCACUUGCGUCUUUUCAUCAUGGGCCAGUUUGAUCGAUAAUGCGUUUUGCCAUUCGUCUCGUCUGACAGUUCGGCAGAGGCGUGAGGCGAUAGAGAGAACCAGUGUGAGUGUGUUUGAGGGGGAAAAAAAAGGGGGAGAGAAAGAGAAACUACAAAGCCAAAGCUCUUUGGCUGUCACCAGCCUCGGCCCAGGGUGACAGGAGGUGAAGGAUUCCUAUCACAGCCACAAACAGACUCUUGGGAUGAGCCUAAGGUGGUAGGAGAGUCCCUGACCUCCUAGGCUUCACCUCACAAUCACACCCUGGGGAGCAAAAACCUCUUAAACCAGACUUUUGCCCAUGUCCUUUCUCUACUCUCCCUCCUCAUUUGUCCCAGUGUCAUUAGAAACACACAGACGCACACAUAAUUGCAUUCGCUGGAUAUCUACUCCUCAUCCUUAUCGACCCCUCCUGCCUGGUCCGAAAUGGCGGUGAAUGUGACACCGAUCCGGGACACAAAGUGGCUGACGCUGGAGGUUUGUCGGGAAUUCCAGAGAGGGACAUGUUCGCGGCCGGACAGCGAGUGCAAGUUCGCUCACCCUGCCAAGAGCUGUCAAGUGGAAAACGGCCGAGUCAUUGCCUGUUUUGACUCACUCAAGGUGAGUGUGACAAACAUCUGUGAUAGUCAUUCAUCAUCGCUCUGUCUUCCAGCCUGUGGUGUUCAAGAGACUUGUCCUUUCAGUGUUUUUUGUCGUAUUUUUGGACUUUUAAAGAAUGCCAGAGCCAGACUCUUGUGUUCUGGGGUAUCUUUUUGGAGUAAACCCCAACGCUGAGCUCUACACAAUCUUUCUGUCAGGUUCUGUGUCAGUUUAGAUGAUCACAGUGCCAGAAUCUUGUACAGUGACAUGACUGACAGGCAAACCAGACAAGUUCUCAAUGUUUUGGCUAUUGGCAACAUUAUAUAGUGUAUUACUGUAGACAGAGGCAGAGGUGAAGGGUGAGAUUAGUGCACAAAGGGAGGGCUUAUUUUCUAAGGAAGUGCCAGGUCUUAUUUAUGAGACUGAAACAAAUCAAUAAAUGAAGAACAUCUUGAUUACAAAAGCAAGGUUCAUGAAGAAAACAGUUGAAAAGUGUUUCAGUGUGAGAGUUCGUCAGGUCUUUAAUGCAGUUGUAUGGUCCCUUAGGUAUUGUGGUGCAAAGAGCACAUCUCAUCUCUGACGCAACAUCCUAUAGCAAAUGGUUCAAAGAUUUCAUGCACACAAGAGCACUGUGAGAUCUCUCGGUAUCCCUCUUCUGCACCAAACCAGAACUCCUCCAUCGGUCCACAUGAAUGCCGCCCUGAUGGGUUUUCAAAGUUCAGUUGGCUCGAGGAGGCUUUUAAUGUCCGUUCUCUGUCUGUUUGGUCUUGUAAAUGGACUGACUGGAUGUAGAGUUUCUAUUAUCAUAAAGCACAGUGCUUCCUUCCCGCUGAUGAAUAAAUGAAAAUAUCAUACAACUCAAUUUGAAUUCCACGUGGGGACCCCAGUUUGGAGAGCCACAGCUACACGGUUGUACUCAAACAAACAUUACCACCAUUGCGAUGACGUUGGUUUUAUAGUGGUUGAUAUUCUAGUUUUUCUAAUGCAUAAUGCACGUUUCUCAACAGGAAAGUUGUUGCUUGGCCUCUGCUUCGUAGAUCUAUCCCGCCGCAUCACUUUCACCAAUGUUGAAUCUCAUUGGACGACGUUACUGACCUGACAGAACACACUUGAAGAAGUCAGAAAUGAAAAUCAGACACGUGAAACUUUCUGUUUAAGGUUUCGAGGCGUCCCAGACGUGGCCUCGAUGGUUGCCCGUCAUGACACACGACAUGAGAUUAAACAAUCGAUUUUCAAGGCAUAAAACCCGAAAAACUCUUCCAGAAAACCUGCAUCUGCCAGAUCAGGCUAUAAUUACGCUUUUGGCCUGUAGUCUGACCUUGGCACAAGAUGCGAGGAAACAACUGCUUCUUAAGGCAUGAGGUCAAGCCACUGCCAGGGGACAACAAAUAUGGUUCUGAAUAGUUUUUAGGGUGUUUGAAACUCGGUAAGCCAAGAUGAGGCCAUGAUCACAUUAACAUCUGUGAAUCAGACUAAGAGUUUCCUUCACUCGCUCUCAACUUUAGAGCAGGACUUCUGGUUGGCACAGUGCAAAAGUUUCUGAGUGAUCGUCACUCGAAUAGAAAAUUUAGAGAAGUAGGGCAGCAAACUGUGUAUUUCAUGUUAGUAUGUUAGACUGUGAGUGUGUAUCUGUGUGUGUUAUUUUGAGGUCAUGCUGCACAGCGGGACGCUCCCAGAAGGCUCUGUAAUUUACUGUCUAUUUUUGCCCUGGCACUGGGACAACACACUCCCACUUUGCAGCUCCUCUCUCUCUCUCUCUCUCUCUCUUUCUCACUAAAAGAAAGAGAAAAAUCCUCAUCAUAUUCUUUACAGAACGCUGCAAAUUCAUCGUGGCGAUAAAUGUUUACCUGAUGCUCAAAAGCACGGCUGAUUAAAUUGUCUAUUCUGUAAAUAGACUGUGACCAAUAAUCUUGAGUUCAGUUUAGAGGAAAGCUUCAAUAACGAUUCAAAGUGAGUUUGAUUCAUACAUUGCAUCUUCUCGUCAUGCUAUAUGUCAACCAACCCUGUCUCCCUGCAAAUCCAGUUUAAUUGUGAAAGAAUGUAGGCAAAACUUCCUGGACUCUACCCUGCCAAAGAUCAUAAUCCUUGGCAGUCAUUUGUUCCUUCAAAACACAUUGAGCGAACACAGAUGUAGCUGGAAGGUGGUUGUGGUUGGAUGACGAGCACCGAAUGAGAAGAGACUUUGACAGAGAAGAUUUGAGUUUGAGUCCUAGGGUCCCGCUUGUGGUCAUUUUCAGGCAACAAAAACACCCACUCAAGAAAGAGUGUACAUUAAGGUCCCUUUUUUCAAGUUUAUCAGUCUUCAUUUGAAGCAUCCACCAGGGAUAAAAAUGUCAAAUUUCCAUUUAUAUCCAUGCUGUGGAUGAAAUAGUUACCUCUGAACUGACCAAUCAACAGACAGGAUAACAGGGGUGCUAGUUUAGCCUUCUGGUAAAUCACCCACCUUCCAUAUAAAGGCUAGCCUUUAAAGCAGGCAUUACGGGUUUCAUUGCAACCCUUAUGCUGCACAGACUCUAUUCACUGUCCUCUUGUUAAAGCAUACAAGCUGGAUAAUAAAUCUGAAAAAGAGAGAAAAACAUUUUUUUUGUUGGUAUGAGCCGAUAUUGACCCUGAAAUCCAGGAUACAAGUAGAAGAAAGAGAUUUAAUAUAAAAACAUGUCUUCAUGUUAUGUUGAAUGUUUCCAAUAGAGAUGCUGCAUUUGAGUUACCUCGUAGGUUUGCCUUGUCUGAAUAUAACAUGGACAAGGCAAGCGCUAAAAUAAUUUUCGUAGAUGGAGCCAUCUUGUUUCUGCCUCCGGUUUUGCUUUUUUCCGACUCAGUAACUGAAACGCUGGGAACUCAGGUGUGACGUCAUUAUCAGCUCCGACAUCUGACUUAUGAGGUAACUCGAGCACAGCAUUAGACAAGAGCACAAUUUUUUUUUUCUUUUUUUAACUUUGUCUACAAACCUAAUAGUCAGCCUGUAAUUCAAAGUCAAACUAAAUUAACCUUUUUUUGCUGUGCUUGCAAGUUAUUUCAACACCAUUUCUAUUUAUUCUUGCUCAAAAUACAGUCAUCUCUUUAGUGUCAUGGUUUUUUGACUCAGAUAAUCCCAUAUAACUGCUGAUAUUAGACUGUUUUUCUGUGUGAUGACGCCCAUUGUGCCCAACGUGUACUUUCUGCGCAGCUGUCCCAGUAGUCCUGCAAGCUGCCAGUGCGAUAGUUUAGCUAAGCCUGUAUAAUAAUGUUGUAACUGCAGUAUUAGAGUGCAGCCUCACUUUUAAAACAAGAAAAGGCAUUAAAAGCACCAAUUAAAAAAAAAAAAAGAAAUUCAUAGAAGUGAAUGCUUUGCAGAUAAUUUAUGGUAAGUGAGAACCAUUUAUUUACAAGUUGUUGAACAAACUCAUUAAUUUCUUGGUGGAAGAAGUCAGAGGUCAACUCGUUUCAAUUAAAACCGAAAGAGGAAAAGAUAAAUCUAUUAUGAGGGGGCUACAAGCCAGAUAUUCUCCUUUCAUUCAUGGAUAUAUGGUGCAUCACUCACACUUUUGGACUCCCAUGCCCUGUGAGUAAAUAUACACUCAUACUAUUAUUUACCCACAGCAGUGAGAGUGUGUAAAGGGUCAGCUGUGGCACCAUUUGUCAGGGCCGGGAGCCAAGUCUUAACACUGGCUUUCUGUAACACACUGUAGUAAGUCAUAUAUGAAGACAACAUGUACACACACAGGGUGCAGAUGACCUCUUGAACAUGUGUCACACAAACUCUAGCUGUGGCAUCUCGGCACACUGGUCCACAUUGUGAUGAUUGUGGUUUUCCUUGUGGUUUCUGCCCUUUUAAAGUCAGGUUUUGUCGCUAAACUCUUCCUCAUUCGUCGAUUCUCUGUAGGUCUUUCUGAAUAGAUCGACUUGCAGUUCAGUGAAACAACCUUUUGUUGUCAUUUGAGGCCUUGUAAAUAAAAGUUGAUUGAUUUAUUUCUUCGGUUUCAGGGGCAGAAAACAGAAACAUAUCAGACAAAGGUAUCAGUCUAGUAAAUCUGUGUAUCUUGGCUCAGGUGAGCACAGUGAUCUUGGAUCAUAGGGUUCUGUCUACCGUGUUGUAAUUUGUCUCAUAUCUGAUUGGCACGCAAGGUUUUAUUCGGCGGAACAAGAGACCAAAGCUGGAAGUCACUCAAGGAAGUCCAGGCCUCAGCUUACCUUGUUUAUAACUUGGGAGGGGUUUCUGUGCUAUUACACUGCUGGGCUGCUCGACUGGAGCCUAGAUGGUCUGGGUGGGUCUCAGUUGGUACAGGUAAGACAGGAAUGGAUAGAGGGGGCCGCAGGGGCCUUGCACGGAUCAUGAAAACAGACAGGGAGACAGAGAGGGCGCAGUGGGGAAUGCGCGAGGAAGCGUAGCGCCGCGUUUGGUGCCAGGGCAUUCCACAGUCUGCCUCCCUUCCCUGCGUCUGUGACAGAAUGAUAGAUCAGCUUUAUCUGUGAAUGAAUUCAUAACACACAGCAAGGCAAGGAGAGAGGGGAAAAGGGGGGAUUGUUAGGGGAUGGAAGGGUGUACGCGUGGCUCUGCAGUGGACAUUACCACCCACACUUAAUUCUUCAGGAAAUGCAGGCUGAAAAAGAGACAGAGUGCACAUCAUGCUAGAAAAUGAAAAGCAUGUGGGCAGCUCUUCUUUAGCUUUUUUAAUCCAGAUAGUCUGUUCAUUCAAACCUUGAAGAGAUCUUUUCUGUUUUUCUUUCUAUUUGUCCUAGACUGAGUUUCUUCUCUGGUGCCAGAUUUUCUUCAUGCCAAUUAUGAACUUAAUACAACCAUUCAUUUGUACCUAAAAGAAGAAAAAAAAAGGUAUUUAUCAGCCAGGAAUGAGGUGGAAAGUUUCGUUUGAUGGGCUGUGAAACAGGGGAUGACGUGAUAGAGGCCAACAGGAAAUGAGUCAGAGGCAGAGACUCUGAAGGACUGGUCGACGUUACGAAGACACUGACCCUCUCUGUGUGGAAUUACAACAGUAACAGAGAAGAGUAACCGAACAAAGAUGCAAUGAAACUGUCCUGAUAUGCAGAUUAAACAGAGACAUAGCGACGGUAAAAGAAGUGCUUGAUCAGUCCUUUUCUAAAACAACAGCGCUCUUCACGUCUCCUGAUGCUCGUUUAUGUCUUUCUUGCGUGUGUUUAGACAGAAAUCAAAGCAGAAUUUAUGCCGUUUUGCAGCCCCGUCUACGCCGAGGAAGUCUAAAAACCCUCAAAUAAUGAAGAAAUCCCAUUGUGAAUUUUCUAAGGGAAAGGACAAACAACCAAUUUUUCGUCCUCUUGAAGUGAAUUGUUUGUCCUUUCGCCACCUGAUGUAGGAAUUCAGCAGCUUGUUGCGAUUAACAUCCAAACAAAGAGACAGUUUUAUUGUAUAAGAACAGUUGUGGGUAUUUUGGGCAGAUGGAAAACAAUAAACUCACUGCUGAGAUUUUUUUGCUCUCCUUGAGAUUUUUUCUCUUUAUUGACAUUUAGAUAAUAUUUUUUCCAGCAGGACAUCUGCAGAUACUUUGAGCUGUUUCUUCAAAAAAAUAAGAUAUUUGAUUCUUACCAGAGUUUGAGUGGGCUGGUUGAUGGGGAUCCCCUCUGAGCCACUAAAAUAUUACAAUCGUGAGGGUGUACACAGUGUUACUUAUUUGUUCUGUUAUUUUCAACAUUAGGGAGAUGUUAGACUAGAAAAUUUAACCAAAUCUCCUCCCUCCUACAAAGAGUUUCCUUUGUUGCUGAUUACAAUUUAACCUUAAAUAGAAACUGACAAUGUUUACGUGCAGCCUAACGAGCCCACUCAGGAGUUCCUCAGUUACUUAUUUACUGGUUUCCAAGGAAACAACAUUUAAUGAACGUCUUCAAAGGGAUCUUACAUAUGAACUGGUAGUGAUUUGGAUCUUUAGGGAAAUACUCGAUAUCGAAUCAGACGUAAAAGCUCUAUUUAUAUGAUUGGGUUGUAUCUCUUGUAUUCCUGUUUUUUUGGCAUGUUUGGAUGAAAAACAUAACACAGAGACCUGCUAAUGCCCUCUUGUUUCAAGCCCUCACAUAACUGGGUAUUUAUGUUAGUCUGUGAAUGCAAUAGACAAAAAAAUAAAGACCAUAGUCUGCUUGGUGAAAAUGAAAACAGACAAAUAAAGCUGCUGUAGGGAGCUAUAAACUGCCUUUGAAACAGGUAAUGAAUAAUGUAUUACUAACCAGCAGUAAUGUGGAUAUUGCCUAUUUAUUACCUGGCUACCAACUUAAGAUGCAAACAAGAUGAUACAAAGUGUUAAUUCAUUAAUAAUUUUAUGAUGUAUAAUAGAUUCAACAGCUGGCUUUGCUUCCACGGCUCUGAUACUCUCAUCAGUUUGUAUUAAAUUAACAUUUACUAACAGUAUUCAGCGUAAGGUCAACAAACAUAAUUCAUCUUCACUGUUAUAAACCCCAUUGAACUAACAUUACCCUUCAUAGUCAUCCCACCAAACACUCGAUGUCAUUUAGACACAUUUUUUCAGGCUAAAUCACGUUGGCUCAUCAUGGCCAUAAUUUAGCCCAAAAAAAGACAUUGAAAACUGGGCUUUGUUUAGACAAUCGAUCCAAUUCAGUGCUGAUUUAGCAAAAAAAAGACAUUUAAAAUUCAUUUAGACAGUCCUAUUUGGUCCUGUUUUAGCCCCCCCCCCAAAAAAUAAAUAAAUAAAUAAAUAAAAUAAAUUGAGGACUCGACUUCAUUCAAACGGUCCAAAUCUAGACGUUGUUAAGACAUAUGUUGAAGAUGUCUUCUUUUUUCAACCACUUUUUGCUGGAUGUGAUAGUUCUCUUCUUAUCAGUUUACAGCAGCACUGGUGUGAGGUUUUCUCUGGUGCGUUUUCUUCUCACUUAACUAGUCUUGUAACAUCACCAAACUCCAUAUUUGCGGUUGCUUUGUGUUUGUUUUCUUCGAUUCGGUAGAUGUCUCUCUCACCCAGCUCCUUUUGUGUUUUGUCAUCCUGGCUUUCUUUCCCCACUUCAAGUCUUCUUUCUUCUACCUCCAAUCCAAAAGUGAUGCUUCUCUAUGACCUACAAAAGUGAACCAAACCAUUGCAAAUGUCUUUUUAAUGAUUUACCCGUAACAAGAGAUUGGGUGUCAGAGACUUGUAUUUAAAGCAUGUUCAAGAAAACUUUUAUUUUUACCUUUUUCAGUGUCAAAAAACUUGAUUCAGGGAGGAAAAGACCAUCAGCAGGAGGCACCAAUCUUAACACCAACAAAAAGUUCCAUUGCUUAAAAAAAUAGGACCUGCAAAAUACACAAUAACUUCAAAAAACAAGGCAGGAAGUUGUCAGAGUUAUCUUUGACCUUAUGCUUAUGUUGUGAAUCAUACAGUAAUUAAGUGUUUCUUUUAUUCUCUCUCAGUCUGACUCCUGUGGUGUAUGAGUUUGUUAAAGCUAGACCUAUGAAUGUAAAAUCAAACAAAAAGUCAUGAUGUCUUUCUGUUGGAACUCAAAAAUAUGAACUUCCAAGUAAAGUGAUGGUAACAGAAAACAAAAAAAUGCUUGCUAAUUAAUCUUCUAAUCUGAUAGAUUAGCUUGAAGGAAGUUGGAGGGUAGCUUCUUGAAUCUGAGACCUCUCUUUGUAAUGUUACAAAUUAAAUGUCAAAGGUGUGUGUCCCCACUUAAUGCGUGCACAGUUGGUGUAAUAGUGAUCUCUGCACACGUGACUUCCAGAUGUCAAAUGAUCAGCCGGUCAGAAAACUGUUUAAGGGCGAAUAAGAAAAACAGUUUCCUGAGUGUUUUUGUGAUGAUCUCCCACAUGUUUUCUCAGUAUUUCAAGACAUUUGGGGGAAAAAAGAAAAAGUCAUUAUCUGUGAUUCUGUAGAUUGAAAUGAAAGGUAUCAGCACUCGCUUCGGUGGUUUGUAAAAACAGAAAUUCUCAUUCUAACAACCCCGUUAUUUUUUAAGUGUUGCCUUUUGUUUCUAAAAUUGUCACUUGUAUCGUUUACACGUCGUCGCGGUAGAGCCGGUGAAUCAUGCAGCUACUGUCAAACAAAAUGUGUUUGAUUUGUAUUUGACUGGCUGGCUCGCUGACAAAGAAAGUGUGAAGUUGUCGAAACACAGAACAGUUGACAAAGACCAAAAGCAACAAAUAGUGAAAAAAAAAAAAAUUCAAACAUUUUUUUACAGAUGAAGUGCUGAAAUUCAUCAGCCUCUAAAUUCCCUUUUUUUUUAAACAUGUGGUGCCUGAUUGCUGAUAGUGUCCAUGUCAUGCUUCAUCUACUUAUAGUGGUUUUAGGGUGUCAAAGGCUUAAUCAGUGUAAUGGACAUUACCCAGACAAACUGGGUCUGAGCGGAUAUUAUUACCUGUGCUUAAUGAAAACAUGUUGUUUUCAUGUGUGUACUAAAGCAGCCACACUCCUUUGGGGUUUUAUUGUGCGUUUUAUAAUCAAAGAGGUGGGGACUGAGCUUGUAAUGCCACAUGUCCUUGAGAACUGGUGAACCUAUUACUGCAAUAACAGCCCGAAUUGUCAUGGAGGUGAUGAUGCUGCGUGCUAUGUCCCCGUAAUCACAUUAAAGUGCCUGUUAAAGUGUAAAAGAGCUGUUGUAAAGUAGAGCCGAUGGCAGUAUGAUUGUGAAAUACCUUCCUUGAGUUUCAUCUGUGAAAGCAUGAUGUCUGUGGAUGCAAAAAAAAAAUCAUGGAUGUAGAUAUUUGUACAGAUCAGAACUGAUAUGAUGCACCUAUUUGUAAAAAUUAUUAGAAAGGCGUAAAACUCAAGCCCCUGCAGCCUGGCAGUGCAGAUCUCAGUGGAAGUGCUACUUUUGGUAACAUUUUAUUUGACGCCUUUCUUUCUAACCUAUUAUAAAUAUAUGUAUAAUGUGUUAUAACCACUUUAUAGCAGUGUAUAACUAUAGUUAUGAACACUCAGAAAUGAUCUUAAUGCUUUAUAGCAAUAAUCAUAACACAUUAUAAAGCAUUUUAUCAUGACUUACAAGUUCAGGUAUUAUAACAUGUUAUAACUGUUAACAACAGUUGCAUUGCAUUAUCUAUGUGGGCAUUGUCAGUGAGUUGUUUACAGUUAUAACACAUUAUAAUACCUGACCUAGUACGUCAUGAUAAAAGGCUUUAUAAUAUGUUACGAUUAUUGCUAUAAAGCGUUAUGAUCAUUUAUGAGUGUUUAUAACUUUACUUAUACAGUGCUAUAAUGUCAAAAACAUGCAUUUAAAGCCGGUGGUGAAAUACUAUAAGUUAAAGUAAAUAAACCUUGAGGAAAGCCAGUGUUGUUAACUUUUCUAAAGACAGCAGGUGAAGCAGCCGUCAGGUGGGUGGGGCGUCCCUAUAGGCAAAUUUGACACUUACAGGUAGGUCUGCACCAUUAGUUCUUGUUUUGGCGGUCCCUUGUUCAACCCAGAGCCCCGACCAUAUGCUGCAUGUCCAACCCACUCUCUCAUUCCCACAUUACCCGUCUCUCUUAAGAUGGUUGCUGCAGGAUUUUGUAGGAUUUUGUGAUUGCAUAUGCAGUGAGGCUGGACGAUAGUGGUAAAAACUCACAUUGCAAUUUUUUUCAACCCUGCGAUAUAUAUUACAAUAUUAAAAAACACAGGAAUUUUCACAAGAUGACCUGAAUAGCUCUUUAUGCUAUACUGCACUACUGAAAUCUUGUGGACAGUUUAACCUGCACUGAUCUUACCUCUUUUUGUGAAUGUAAAUAGAAUGGCUUCUGUCUGUCUCAGAGAUAUUUUUAGCUUUUACUGUGCUGGGAUGUUAUUGUGGAAACAGAUGAACACAGAACACGUGUUUUGGUCGACAUUAUCCUUCUUGUAACCGAAAUACUUCCAGAUUGCUUUUCUUUUUGGCAACAAGUCUUCAUUUUCGGUGGUUUUCUCUUGUUUGUGGCUCAUUUUGCAAUCGUUGUUGUUGUUCCCGGUGUUGUGCCGAGAAACACAUGCCCGCCAAGAAUUGCAUGCAUCUUGCAAAACCCGCACUGCUUAUAGUAGAGUGGUCCACGGAAAUGUACAAUUUAAAAUCCAUACAGUUCUUAUUUGUUGGGCUAAACAGUGAUGAGUAAUGAUCUGAAAGUAAUUCUCAGCGGACGCACGUUUCUCGGCACAACACCAGCAGCACCAGCGACUCACUCCAUGAAGUUCAUUGGCCUCCAACACGCAGGCUCUGCAAUGUGACGAUGCUCAAAGGAUAUAUCGUGCAGCCCUAAUAUGUAAUGAAAAAUAACCAUCUGAAAUUGCGACCAAAACAACAACAUUUUGAGUGUGCUUGCUUGUUUUAUUUAUCAAUUUAAAACAGGCAGUAAUAAUUACAUUUAUUGUGAAAUUUUAAAAUACUAAAACUAACCCACUGAGCAAUAGACGGCCUUAGACAUCUAGUUUUUUUAGCCCUAAUUUCAACCGUCUAGAUUCUGUACAGUUUAGACAGAAUUUAAACAUUGCACUUUAGACCAUAAUUCGAUAACUAUUUAUUUCAAAAAGCAAAUGUGAGUUGCAUAACUGAUCUCCAAGUACUUAACCAAAAUUAUUAUGAUAGCCGUUGAGCAUUAUACAGCAUAGUAUAGUACAGCCAGCUAGUCUAAAUUUAGACAUCUAAAAAACUUUGAUUUUUAGACCUGUGGUAGCCUGAUUUUAGACCAGUCUUCUAGGCUACAUUUAGACGUCUAUUAGACCUCUUUCACACCAAAAAAUGCUCAGUGGGAAGCUUGUACAGAAGUGAAACUCAGUAUGAGUAUGCUGAACCCAGGAUGUAUAAGUGUUACUCUGGAGGCUACAGCCCACAAAAAAAACACAAAUAAUCAGUGCUGUGCAUUUUUACUCGGCACAGACAAAGACUCUCAAUCAGGAGGUGAGGGACAAUAAGAAUAUAUGCUGACCUACAUUUACAAAGUCCUUGGAAACACAAAAAAUUGCAGAGGGUGAGAGAGACAAAAGAGAGCAGAGAGAGGAGAUAACCGCUGAAUAUGUGAGGUGUAUGGAGAUGAGAGCCCAGCCGAGAACACAUGUAAAGGUGUGUGUGUGUGUGUGUGUGUGUGUGUGUGUGUGUGAGAGAGAGAGAGAGAGAGAGAGUGUGUGCGUGUGUGUGUGCACAGAGGUGUGCAGCAUAUUGGAUAAGAACUCUUUGAAAGUGAAACAUACUCCAACGGUGCUAAUCUGCUCUGUAUCUGUAUUCUACAGUCAUGCUCUCCGCUCUCAUCCUCUCCUCUCAUUACCUCUGUUAAUCUGUCUCUACUCAACAGCCCCCCCACCACCCAUCCACCCUCACCAUCUCCUCUUUUCUGCUCUUUUUUUUUCUAUCCCAGGCAUCCCAGACACUUUCAUUUCCAUUUCACACAGACUGAUUUUCAUCUCUUUUUUUUUUCAUCACUUCUCAUCGUAUUUAAGGGAGACAUUUGUCGUUUUCAGGCUUUGUGGCCAUGCAGCCGUUGAGGAGGAGGUGAUUCAUGAUUACAUGUAGUUUGCUGAUGGCUUUGUUCACGGUGCGUGUCUCAAAACUUUGCUCUGCAUGGGGUCACUGAGGUCUGUGUGUUCUAUGUCUGCUCCAGCCUGGAUAAAUCUGACGACACUGUUUACAAGUAAAAACGCUCUGCAGCCCUGCAAGAGAUUUAACUUGUUGUGUCUGUGCAGUCUUUACCUCAUUGUUCUCCGAAACCUCAGCUCCCCCAGCGCGGCGAGUGUUUCCAAUUUUAAUUUUCCACUUUUUAGAUCAUAUACUAUGAGUUUGUUUCUUUGGCACUGAAACAAUGCUGACUCGAGGAGAACAGAAGUUCCAGACACAGAAAAAGAUAACUCCAAGAAUUAAGUCAGCCAAGUGUGAAUGUGACUCAGAAACUGAUAACACAUCUUCUCUUCCAAAACAGAUUUUAAUACCAUAACUCAGAAAGGCACUUCUUGUGGAUCUGGAAUGAUAAAUCCACUUCCAUUUUUCCACUUAAAGUCCCACUACGAUUGUUUUUUUUUUUUUACUACUUAAAAUGUUAUCGGUAGUUUUUAAAUUGUGAUUAGGAAGUUAUAGCCAAAAAUCAUGUUGCCUGGGUGAUUUUCAAGGGCUUUUCUUCUGCAGAGCAAGUUUUAUACUUUUGACUUAUCAUCAAUUUUAUUUAUUUUUUUUUCUCCUACAAUGAUCAUUAGCAUUCUCAGCUACUUUCCCGCCAAACUUUCCCAGACUUUGAGGGGAUAAAACCUUCAAAAAAACCUUUGCAUGGCAUAAGGUAACUCACUCACAGCCAGGAGUUUGUAUUAGUUCUGAAUCCCAAUUUUCGACUCUACAGUGCACCACUGACAGCUGCAGCAGCCAAUAACAAAUGCGUGUUCUUUUUUCGAACUCCUCAGCAAAACAAACAGUCAUCAAAAGAAGCUGAAGUUUCUCUGUUUUUUAUGUGAUGGUUUGCUUGUAGGCAUCUACAGUCUUCAGCAACUUUUCAAAGUGAAGUGCUUGCUCUCAUCAACUCUCAAACCGUGAGUCAACUAAAGUGUGUACAAUCAAACAAAACAAACAGGAACCCACUCGCUCAAAUAAAUGUCCAGAGGCAGCGCACCUGGAAUUAUAGCUGCUGCUUUUGCACAUCUUUACAUUUCUGCAAUCUCAGAGUCAGGGGGGAAAAAAAAGCCAGAGCUAGCUCACUCAGUCUGCUGACCUGCAUGCUUGCUGCACCGUGUGGUAAAUCUCGGUCAUUCCAGCUGCUGUAACCUUAUCUGUUUGGCAGCCCUCUUUUGGUUUCAGGGGAAAUGUAUCUGUAGAUCCACAUUUCCCCAAAGAGUGUUGGUGUUUCUUGUGACAAGUCAUAUUCUCCUCCUCCGUGUUCGAUUGAAAGGAAAAACUCUGGCAAAUGUUGCAAAAAACUUUCUGGGAAUCGUCCCCAGAAAGAGUGAGUUGUUGUAGCUGCAUCUCCUUUUCUUUCCGGCAUAUUCCACCAAAAAGUGCAUCCAGGCAGCUCAUGCUCAUAGAUAGGGUCAGUUUGUCCUGUCAGCUUUAGACUCCACACAUCCUAGAACACUAAAGAAAGAUUUAGGGGUAUUUAUUGUAAAUUAAAAGUAAGGUAUGUUUUAGUGGUAACACUUUACAAUAAUCAUAACUUAUAACUGGUAAAUAGACCAUUUAUAAAUGGUAAGCAGACAGUUUAUAACUGUUUAAUCAUCAUUUAUAAAUAGCAUAUAGACCAUUAAUAAAUUGUAAAUUUUACAAUUAUAGAAAACCUAAUCCUAACCUUAACUUUAGAAUAACCGUCUAAGUAAUGUUUAUAGAUGGUUUAAAAACCAAAUAUUAACCAUUUACAAAGUGCUACUGACACAUUUUAAUCUAGAUGUUUUACAACCAACAUUUAAACCCUGUAUUAACCUUUAAUAAACAGUCUUUUAAUUAUUAAUGACAAUUAUUAAUCAUAAUUUCAUUGCUUGUUAAUUGUAAAGUAACUUACAUUAAUAAACUAUCCAUUUGCCAUUUAUAAUUGGUCCAAAUGCUGUUUCUAAAUGAUGAUUAAACAUCAAUAAACUAUCUAUUUACCAUUUAUAAGUUAUGCUUGUUGUAAAGUGUUACCGGAUCAAUAUCAGUGUUAGCCAAAAUGAAGAGAGCACAAAAAUCUGUGAGUUAUAUUUAACCGUGUCCUUAAAAAACACAAUUCUUACUUUAAAACGAAUUGUCAAUCAAUUUAGAAGUGAUAGCACUCCCGUGCUUGUUUGUGUUUUGUUUGGACCUGCUUUGAAUUGAGCCACUAAAGUGCAGGUUUGAGAGCAUGAUUUGGAGUAUCCUAAGCUGUUUUCUAGAGUGAUGUUAUUGGUUUAAGAGAUGCUCCAAAACAUUUGUGCUUGCGAGUGGGUGCACUCUCUGACUGUUAUCAUCUAGCACUCUGCUGUUCCAUUUUUAGAGUAUAUUUUUGGGCCUAACUAAACCAGAUAUACCCUAUCUGAUUUCUUACAUGGCUCGGCCUACACGGGACAUUAUGAAAGGAGGCUGUUAUUAGACACAGCCAUGAAGUAAGCAGGGUUACACACGGCCAACAGCUAUUAAAUUUUGUCAGGGCUCUUUGCAUGAGUUAGAGCGUCUCCUCUAAAUGUCUCUCUGUCCUCAGAGGGGACACCAUUUUUACAUCCAUCUGUGGAUGUGCUGCAUCAGCACAGACACACAAACACAUACAUCCAUCUUUAAAUGUGCUGCAUCAGCAUGGAGACAUGACACAACAACAUCAGAGCCAAAAUACAUACAAGGGCGUUUAGGCAAAGCUCCCAACAACAUGCAAACACCUCAACUUUUGGCACUUUUCCUUUAAUCCUCCAUCUUUAACACUGUUACCUUGUUUAAAACUACAGUUAUUUACAUUUAAAUACCUUUCCAUACAUGUUCUCCAGCGUUCAGGGUAUGUGCCUUUGCAUCUUCUUUUAUAUGAAGCUGGAGGGUCCCGGAUGUUUAGGCAGUCUGAAGGUAAUAUCAGCAUCUCUGCGUGCUGAGUCGUGAUGUCCCUUUGCUAUUGCUGCUCCUGCUGCUCCUGCUGUUGUGAACGGAAUAUGCAAUCAGUUAUGGCCUGAUCCAUUCCCGUUCGUCUGUCUCACCCUCCUCCACCACCCUCCAAUCUACUCCCCAUCUUUCAAAGGACACCGUUCAUCCUGUCUCCUCCGUCCCCCCCUUGCAUUUUUAUUUUAUCAUAUCAUCAUCCGGCUGCUUUUUUUUUCUACCUUUUUAGAAUUCUUCCUGUGUGAUGCGGUAAAACAAACCUUUUAAAUUUGACUGCAGACAAGUUGUUCAGGGGGGGUGGAGGGAGAAACGGGACAUUAAUUCACUCCAGGACAGCCAGUCGUCUGCCAACUUCUCCCCCUCUUUUGUCGUCUAGCCUUUCCCCCUCCUAUCUGCUCUCCUUUUAUCCGUCACUGACCCUCUGCUCUUCAUCUGAUCUUUGGAGUUCAGAUGCUUUUCUUCCGCACUUCUGAAGCGUAAUCCUUUACUUUCAAGCCUGAACACAUAAACUCACACAUCAUCGCCACAAACAGCAAACAAGCCCUCGCUCUGUACCGCAGUCACAUGCGCACACACUGACACACAAACAUCCUUCUCAGUAAAGCAGACAGACUCCUGUGAAAUCAUGAGUAUUCACCUCAGGCAGGUCAUCACGUCAGAGCGGCUCCGCUGCCUGGUUAAUGGUAUUGCCGGCUGCACCAGGCAGGAAGUUGGAGGCUGGGCCGGUCUCGCGUUACUGGUGAUUUUAAACUGAUUGCGUAUGUGAGUGAUGUUUUAAAAUCCACUGGAGGGCAGCUCUCAAAUCAUGACGUAAUGGUUAUCAAAAUGAAACACGACAAAGUUUGGAGGAAACAAAGGACAGAUUGUUACCGUGCAUUAAUCAUGCUGCAUUGGGAGCCAUGGUGGUGCAGUGUUUCACAUAAUUCAAGUACUUUAGCAGGUUGCCUCUCUCAGUCUAAAGACAUGCAAGUCAGCUUUACCUGCGGCUCCUAAAAGCCUUUAGGUGUUUUUGUGUAUAACUGUGUUAACCCCUUUGACUCUUGGUUUUGUUGUCCUCACAUAUACGAAGAAAGUCUUGGAAGGCAUUUUUGAAAACUGAAGUUUUCAGUGAGCCAAAGCUUUGUUUGCAUGUAGACACAAGGUCAAAAAGCAGGGAGAAAACCAGUGUUUGCAAAAAUAUCCAAAUAUGUGAAAGAGGUUCAACAGUGGGUGGUUCUCUACAAGAGCAUGUAGAUAUUUAUUAAGGUUUAAUGUCACAUUUUUAACUUCAAUACGGUACCAACACUUUUAAUGUGUUAAUACAGGUAUCAAAACUUCUCAAAACAUUAAAAGAUCUAACCAUUAAAGAAUAUAAACACUAAAAAGCUCAUUUUAAUUUUUAUAACAUAGCUGGGUCAAGGUUUUGGGGGAAGUACUUUAGUUCUUAUACCAAAAGUGAGAAAUAACACCGGGAAGUAAAAUAUUUGCAUUGAUGGGAACUCAGUUUAAGAGAGGUGUGAAGAGGAACAGCACCUGUGUGCAUAAAACAGGUGCUGCUGAGCACUUGUUCCUCAUGUCUGAUUACCUUCCACAUUAAUUCGACAUACUGUAGAUGAGCAAAAUAUAAAGCUGUUGGUGCAAUAAUGACAGAAAAUCACUGAAAACUGUCUUAUUAGAAGUAGGAGAAUGUGUUUUGAUCAUGGCUUCGUUUAGUAUUCAUAUUACUGAAAAGUAACGGAUGCCAAAAGAGUAUCAAAGCAGCAUAAAUUCACGCCGGUAUCCCUGAUUUAUAACCCUUAGGCAAAAUUCUGUUCUGCUACAUUUUCAGACUAUUUUCCUGUAAUUCCCUAACUUUUCAGUUCAUCAAAUAAAUAUUUUAAUUUGUCAAAUAUUUCAGCUUUUGGUUAAAUAUUAACAAAAAUCAUGACAAACCCGUCAGGUUACACCUGUAUUUUAAAUAAGACAAAGAUGGUGAACUUGUUUCACUCUCUACCUGCUAAUUAUUGGCUUUCUAGCAUCGUCAUUGUUCGCUUGUUACAUGUUGAAAGCAUAGACUGUAAAAGAACGAAGCAGUGGACAAACUUUACAUGUAGUUAUUAUAAGACUGUUAUAAGACUGUAAGUUUGUGCUCAAGUCCUCUUUUUUCUGUGUUAUUAGGGGGUUUAUGUUUUCUAUGAUUGACACUUGAUAUAGCCUAUGGGCGUACAAAGAUUGCGUAGCUAACCCGGGGGAUACGCUGUUUGAGCCGAACGUCAUCACAGCGACUCUCCAGCCAAAUACGCUCAACGUUAUCGUGCAAGUGGUGGUUCCAGGAAGCGGAGAAAAUCCUGGAAAAACUGAGAGCAAUUCGCCUUCAAAUUCUUAUAAUGACGGAAGGCAAAACCAAGUUGUCCAUAGUAUAUACAGUCUAUGGUUAAAAGCAAUAGAAAGUGGUCUGCGUGAAUAAGAGAAGGUUCUGAGCCUGGUUAUAUAAUCAAAAAAGAAUUCAUAAGUGAUCAGAAACAAAGUCAGCACUAUUAAGCUCAACAAUGGUACGCAUGAACGGUAUGUGUAGCAGGAAUAAAGCACCUUCUUUCCUGGAAAAUACACACAUUAGUUAUUCCUGUAAUUGUGCUGUAAUGUUGCAGGGGGAAAAAAAACAUAUCAAACAGAAUUUCCAGGGGGAUUGCUGUGAAAGGAUCUCUGUACCUUCCGCUCGACCAAGCAUGAUCAAAAUAUGUUGAUCUGGCUGCAGAAAGCGUAAUUUGUCACUGGUGUAGAAGUCCAGCUUGAUUAAUACAACUUAUGCAACUGCAAACAUUUAAAUAUUCACAGCACUUGAAUACAUAUUUUAGAUUACGAGGAUAAUUUGAUUUAAGUUUUGUAAUUUGAUUAAAUGUUGCCAACAUUUCUCUGUGCCAAACGACCCCUGCUCCCAAGGGAGUUGCUGUAAACAAGGCUCAACUGAGUAUGAUAUCCGUCUCUGCGUCUAUCAUUAGCAUGUUUGUCAUUCUAUUUUCCCUACCGCGGUUAUAAACAUGCGUUCAUGAAUUUACUCAAUGCCCCCAUCACUCACUCCUUUAAUUAGAAAAUAAUCAGAGUUGGAUGAGAGGUUCAUUAAAUCUCAUCCUUGAGAGCCAUCAGCCACAAACACAGGAGUGGGAUAUUCAUCAGGCUUAUGAAAAGAACUCGGAUACCUCCUCUCGCUUUUGUUUUCUCUGCUGAGGGAAUGGAAUAUUAGCUAGAAGGGGCAGCAUCAACACACUCGGCCAGAGGAAUGAAGGAGUGAUGAAGCUAGAGGAAGGCAGGCGUUUUAAUAGAGAGACGCAAUAAAGAGCAAGAGUGGGAGGGAAGAACAGAAAGAGAGGGAGUCAGGGAAGAAGGAGGGGAAAAAGAGAGAGAGAGAGAGAUCAUUAGAGAAGUGCUAAUUAACAGAAACCACACUGUUUAGCAGCACUUUGUCUCCAUGCGUUAUCGAUCCUUCAUGACCAUUACAGAGCGGAUGUUUUUCGGGUGCAUUCUGCUUAGGCUUUCUCUUCCUUCCUACAAAACUUAAUAAAUCAACUCUGAAUCACCGUCAUACAGAGACCUUUUUCUCCACCGGUGUUUAACAGUCGAUUUGUGUUCAUAAACGCCAAAGCACAGCAACAGUCGACAUAUGGAGCAAGUCUUGACUAUCCUCUGUUGUGCUAUUAAAAGACAUGAUCCAUACUGAUCUGUAUUUUGAUACAAUGUGAAAGAGUUGGAUGUCCAUACUUAACCCUUGCAAACUUCUAGUUAACAUGAACAUCAUAAUCCCUUGACUGGUUUUCCAGGUUUCUUAAAUAGCUUGUUUCAAGACAUGGUCACAACCUGAUGUCUGGUUCUUAGCACCGUAACUGACAUAUACUAACAGAACUAAACGAGGAGCCAAGUAGGAGCCAGUAGCUCAUACUAUAAAGGCAUGUAAAGGUAAAGCUGUGUAAAAAGUAACACCCACAAACUGUGUCUAACUCUUUAUCAGUGGAAAAGUGUUCCAGGAAGCAUACAGAUUCUGCUGAAAGGUUUCAACGGAUUUCAGUAUGAGAUAAACACAAGUUUUUGGGCUGCAAUCAUGCAGAACAUGUCCCAGACUGACAUACGUGGAGGUCUGAAUGAGUAUAUUACUGUAGGCCAUAAGAAACUGCUUGGCAACAUCGGGCAAAUGUAGGGAAAGAAGAGGCAGAAACCUUGAGUAGAACCACAUUCAUUGGUGAGAGCCAUCAGAAAUGGCAUUAAUAAUGCAAUACAAUACAAUAGCUUUAUUUAUCCCUAAAAGGAAAGUCAUUUGUUUGAAUUCUCAGAUAAACUACAGAUAAACCAAGUUAUGAUCUGACCUGCCCAGUGAUGGUACAGCAGUAACUCUGUAAGGUUCUUUUACAUUUACAUACGGCAGAUCCAGGGUGGCUUGGUAGAAGUCUCCUGAUAUUAUAGCAGCAGUACCAUGGAGAACAUCACAUGGAACUUCAGCCGUUGCCUUGGGUGGAAUGUAAUCAAGUAUUGUUGAGAUAUGACUGAACUGCUUUGGAACAAAAUAAGACUGAAUGGCAACUGUUGACAGUUUAAUAUAUAGACAACACAACUUCUCAUUGACAGUUAUCUGUGAAGAGUUAAACCAGAGAGUCCAGACUUUGCUGCUACUUGGUUAAGCACAGGUCAUAGAAUCUAAAAUAGUAGUAAUAUGACUAAGUAUUAAAAACUAGGAUAAUGAUAGUAUAAAUGUGAUAGUGUGCCAAACCAGUAAGCAUGAGCUUCUGAGAGGAAAUAAAGUUGGUUGAAUCGGACAUGAACACUAAGAGAUGGAGAGAGGCAUAUACAGAGUCUUGGGAAACUAGUUUAAGAAAAAACUAGAAGGAAGUUCAAGUCGAGCCUGAGGCAACCCAACUCCAAGAUUUAUCAGUGAGGAAACACAUGACUCUACCCUUCAAAUAUAAAAGACAUAAAGGCUUGACCUCCCAUACUACUCUUGGAAACGUUAGCGAGUAAAAAUAGCUGCGCAGUCUUUAGAGGAGUCAGCUUUGUUGCAGAAAUGCCUGUAUGUGUAAUUGCAUAAUCAUGACGUUUACUCUGAGGCCUAGACUGUGAUACUUGUAAAGACGGACUGAUAGACUGGAGGGUGGUGUCAACAAGCAUUUUAAAGCCAGAGAGAAAAAGAGACACUGCAACAAAGAAAGAGAAAAGAGUGAUAGACGGGUGCUUAGAUAUCAUACGGUGUAACAUGGACAGUGAUGGACAGAUGUAGAGGAGCAGAUAGAUGAGUGGUGUGUAGAUGGAAAGAGAGUGAUAAGAGGGGUACAAGUGAGCAGGCAAGUUAUGUCGGCCGUCACCACGAGAUUGAAGAAUGUCUGUAAUAUCCCUUUAUUGUUAUGGUGCGUGUUACAGGGUUUGCUGUCGGACGUUGUGAUUCUUCAAAAGGCUUUAAGUGGAUUACAGCGGUAUCAGGCUCAGCCAUCAGAGAGAGAGAGAUACAGCAGCUGUGUUGUGCUGGGUCUCUGUCGCGCUGUCUGUCACCUCGCUGUCUCUCGCCGCAGCUUUCAUGCUGAUGUUUGAAGUCUAGACAGGACUACAUAUCACAGAAUAUGUGAUCGUAAUGACAUGGAGAUUACACUCAGAUCCUUAGUGUGCGUGCAGGACUAAUCAUUUAAGCUUCAGCGUAGCUUCAAUUUGUUCCCAUUUAUCUGACCUUUACGCCUGGUUAAUUAGAUCACAGCCUCUUUGAUAUACAUCUCCACUUUUGUGACUGUAUGACAUGUGGCACCUCCCGCAACGGAGGAGCCCAUUAUGAGAGAGACUUAGGGAGGUUAUGAUCCCUCUGCUUAGUGUUACCCACCUCUCUCCUGAAGUGGUACAAGCCGACUUUGAUCAAUGUGGAUCGAUGUGGAUGAGUGUGCAGCCGGAAGGCGCUACGUGGAGAAGGAAGAGGUGAUGGCCCUGUGCUCUGUCGCUAAGAGUGUGUGUGUGCGUGUAAGUGUGUGUGUGGGUAGGAAAGGAAAGAAUUAAGUCACACAGUGUCAUGCUUUCCUGCAUGAUGUAUCACUCUAACAAAAUAUAUCCUUAACCUACAAAUGACUCUAUCCAAGCCUCUGUUUUCUAUUCUUUCUGUCUCUUUUUCUCCCACUUUUACUCUCUAGUGCGGGUCUCUCUCUCUCUCUCUCUCUCUCUCUUUCUGUGGGAACAGGGCACAGUGCCAGCUGAACGGUCCUAGUUGCAGCGAUGGAGCUAAGGUCCUAAGGGAAGAAAACCUCAUUUGACUGCGCUGCAUUAAGGAGUGAAAAAAUGUAACCCCCCAGCGUGGAAAAUACAACAGAUCAAAAGAUUCUAUAUCAAAUAUAACAUCAUACAAGGGUUUGAAACACCAAACACAAAUUCAAUUUUCAUUAUUUUUUCUUGUUUUCUUUGUUGCCCUGAUUUUGUCAGAUCUCACUGUGAAUAACAAAGGCUUCAGUUUGAGGAUUUCCAGCUCCUCAGUGUUUGAGGAUACAAAGGAUCACUGUAUUUCCCUUUGUUUGCAGCUUUGACGGUUAGUUUUUAAAAGGAGAAGAGAGCUGUAGCUGGAGAAAAAACCUGGCCCUUUGCCUUGUUUUGAGUCCGUGUAUGAGCCUUCAGUAUGUCUGUAUAGUAUAUGUGUGUGUGUGUGUGUGUGUGCGCUUGCAGAGGGGGGUAUCAUCACUUUAUGGAGUAAUGAAUGCUAAUCCUCUCUUAUCUGCUUUAACCUCGAGGCAAUGACACUCGCUGCUGAUGCCAGUACAGUGACACCCUUCGUUGGAGGAGAAUAAGUGUGUGUGCGUGUGUCUGUGCAGACUGGCACCACCUUUUGAGUGAAAAGAAAUAAAGAUGUCUCUACUUGUGUCUGACAACUCGCUCUCAGUUUCCUCCGUCUCUGGGUUAGUUGGCGGCUUCAGGGUGUGGUCCGGUGAUUAACCGCCACGUCCCUCAUGACUCAUCAGAAAGCAGAAUAGAACAUUCCGGCCCUCUGACUCGGCUGCAUCUGAUCCUGACUCGUUUCAUCAGGAGUGCAGGAGCAGAAGAAAGUUGUCAUUCGAUACGAAACCCUCCGUGGAUCUUUGUAGAAGAGAGCAAUUCACAACCGCGCACAUGCAGUUGUAUGUGUGCAAGCGUUUUUGACGAUUGUGUCCGCUCACGCAGCGCCCUCCCUGCCUGUUGCCGGCAGCUUUUUCUUUUCUUGCCUUUUGUUUUUUGCUACAGUGUAGCUGCUAAAGAUCACAGCACAAACCAAAGGCAGCCGCCAGUCUGUGCCAGCUUUUGUUCAUUCACUGGGACAUCUUCAUUUCCUUCCAUUUUUUUUGUUCAGCUCCUGUCUCUGGCCUAGAAAACAACUGUUAAAAAGACUUUAUAAACACUUAUUUGCAUCAGCUGUAUGGCAAUCAAGGGAGAGUAAAAACAGAGGAAUAUGAAGAUGUGAAAAAAAGGCAGAUGAAAAAAAUUUAAGGUCCCCUCCCAGAAGCCAGAGUAGCCCAUAUAUCAGCAGAGUGAGCGUUACAAAGAUGGGCAGAAAAUAAUUAGGCCUAAAAGCUGUUGAAUCCUGUGUGCCUGUUCGCCAGUCUUCCAUUAAGGCUGCUUUAAUGGGUCUGCUCUCCUCUGGCUUAGUGAAUGGGAGAUAAAACUGAAAUAGACGAAACUUUUGAGAUUGUGAAUAUAGAGAAUGUUUCAGCUGAGAGAAGAAAAGAUGAAGCGAUGGAGGAUGGCGGAAGAGGGUUAAUUGAAAGAGAAAUGGAGAAGAAGGGCCACAUCUCAGGGGCUGUGGGGUGGCCUCUCUCUCUCUCUCUUCCUCUCUACCACUACUGUGUGAGUGUGUGUGUGCGUGCAUGAUCCCUUAAGAAUGUGUGUGUUUGUCUGUCCAAAGGGAGAUAGUGUUGUAGACCUAAUGAGAGCAGAGCUAAUUAGAGACUUUGCCUCGCACAGUUCUACAAUGACGUCCCCCAAAGGAGGCAGGACAACACUUUCCACCCUUUUCACACCCUCUGGAGUAAGAGGGCGAGCGACGCCGUACCGACGUUUGCAUUGGAACUAUUUUAAUCCUUCCUUUCAAGCUGAUUUUACAAGACCAGGCUACAUGACUGCAGCCAGGUCAGAGAAAAGAGCAAAGCGAGCGAAGAUGAAACGAACGCCCGGCUGCUGACUCGGUGACUUUGACAUUAUAUUUAAUCCCGUUACGAGUCACCAACCUUAUUUCCCAAAUGCUAAUGCUGACUUUUCUGACCACAGGGGAGUUGACUGUCAAAGCAGGCAGCAACAAAAACAUAUAAAUGAUUAAUCCACCCCCUUAGGGAGGCUAACGAUCACAUGAUAUACCUUUAUUCUGACUCUGAUUUGUAUUCUCUGUGCUCACCAUGCGGCAAACUCAGGUGUGGAAAAUGAAGCCGAGGCUGAAGUGCAAUAAUCUGCAGCUCCUUGAGUUUUCAAUUGAGGCUGGCUUCAAAAUCAAAAGAAGAAAUAUUAAAAUGUCCAUUUAUAGCAGAAUUUCACAUAUUUACAGCCUGGUAAAAAAAAAAUUGUUUUAGUCUCCAUAUCUGAUUUCUUGAUUUUUUAAAACUGUGUAGUAGGUGCAUGUUUUUAUUACCAUCCUCAGAUCACUUCUACGAUAUCAAUAUGGUCCAUCCAUUCAAUUAUUCCGUUCAAUCUAGUAAACGAAAAAUGGAAAAACGAGUCAGUAUUUUGUUUAUUUGUUUUUCUAUAUAACCAAAAAAUAAAAGAUAAGUGUUUGUUUUCGUAUUUUCAGUUCAAAAUAGAAUAUAUAAUAGAGACGGAAACGAAAACAAAAUAAUAAAUCUACUUUUCGUUUUCGGGUUAUUGAUGUCCCCAUUUCCCACAGUGCUUUUCUACUCUUCGCAAAUGCCAUUGGGCAACAAAGUAGUCAACAACGUGGAUCAAAAUCUCCAGGCCAGAGCGGUAGAGAAAGGCUAACCUGCUGUCAUGGAGAUGACGCACGUAUUAUUCAAAGCCGCCAGGAGGGUCACACUAAAGAAGCAGAUAUGACUGUAGAAAAAAUGACAACCAGAGCUCUGUUACAACAUGAGAUUUUCGUGCUCGAACCGCUCUGUUGCAUCUUUCGCCAUGGUAACUGUCGCUGAGGAUCAUGGGAGGGCUAAUGUAUCUUCCAUGCAUGUAUGCUCAAAACAGGCGCACUCAAAAUCAAUAACUGUAAACAGGAUGUAUUAUUUUGUUUUCAUUUCCCUCUCUAUUAUAUAUUCUGUUUUGAGCUGAAAAUAUAAAAACAAACACUUUUUUUUUUGGUUAUACAGAAAAACAAAUAAACUAAAUAUUGACUUGUUUUUCCAUUUUUCGUUUACUAGAUUGAAUGGAAUAAUUGAAUGGACGGAUAAUACAUGGACCCAAUAUGCAUGCUUUAAUCACCCUUUGGCUGAUGAGACAUUAUGGGCCUGUGUCCACUGACUGCAUGUUUUUGCUCUUCUUAUUUACAGUUUGGCGCAAAUUGAAAAAAUGCCCUUUGUGUCCUUUGUUUUGUUUUGCUAAACUCACAGCACUCUUUGUAACAUCAAAUAUGAAGCAUACAAAUGCCUGCACCAGUGAAAAGUGCUCUGGAAUUGAUGUUCUAUGUGCUGCCAGGAUGAAAACACAGUUAGUGGACACAGGCCCUAACAUGGCAUUUUUGUUUUUUGGUACUCACAUCAUCCCAGACUCUAGGAGCUUUGAAUGGGCUUUGUCUUCCACUAAUAUUCAACUCUAAUGGUAACCUGUCCGUAAAGAAAUAAGAGAUGCUGGACUCUUAAAUCUGUUUUUCUACUAAAACUAGAUACACAUGGACUACUUGAGCCAGUUCUCGGCCAGUACAUUAUGGUAGAUAGCAGACAAGUAUCCCCUUUUACUGGGGCCGAGUGCUGUAAGUAGUCAUGGCCACUAAUGAUUUUUCCCCAUCGUUAGCUUUCUCUGCUAACUAUUUUGUACCUGCGUCCGCUAAAAACAUGCUAGCACACUUUCAGACAGAGUACUUCUGGGGGCUGAAAUCUGUGUUUUAGCUAAUUGAGCCCCUGCAGCUAAAAGCUUGUGAAGGAGUCGGCAUCAUUCUCUGGACCUCUGGACCACUAGUGAUUUUAUGUGGACUCAUCAGCUGUGUUUUUUUUUCUAGUUUUAGUUCCAACUGAGACCACCUCAGACUCUCAUUGUGUCUUCUGUCCACAUAUAUCCUUAUCGUUGUCUCAAAGGCUUAUCCCUGUGCCAGUUAAAUGAGGUUUCAAGGCCAUUAACUGAUCCAGGCUAUUAUACUAACGCACCAGGGGUGUUCUAGAUUUGAUAAAUGAUUGGAAAGAGAUAAUGAGACUUAUAUGGACAUAGCAUUAGCGGUGGCACACAAGUGAAAGGCACGGAGAGGAGACAAAAAAGCACAGGAUGUUUUCAUCUCCUAAUUCGAAGAAAAAACAUGUUUGUCCCCGAGUUUACUUCCUAAUAUGUUGCAGAACAGUCCAGGGGUUUGCAGCUGGAAUGUAUUGCUCAGUAAAUUUGCCAUGUUAGUGUGUGUGUGUGUGUUGGGCAGUUUGGCAGCUACCUCAGUUCUGAGACAGGCCGUUCUUUGUGCUGUGUCUGAUGUAAUAAUUUGCCUGACGUCUGCUCGCCAACAAGAACCUCUGGUCAAGAAAACACAUGCCCCACUACAUUUAUCUGCGUGUGUGCGAUUGUGUAUUCUCAUCACAACCCUCGCCCAGACGAUGCUUUCUUGAUUGAUGCUCGUCUUCUAGGAGCUGGAGGGGGAGGCGGUGCCAACAGGACAGAAUUAAUAAUGCACAGGGGUUCGGGACGGUAGCUGUGCAGGCUUGAGCUCUACAGUUGUCACACUGGUCACGGUGUUCACUGUUUCACCGGCGUUCAGACGCAGCGUGAGCAGAAAGGGAGAAUGAGGAAAAGAUCAGGGGAUGCCGGAUUAUGCGUACUUAAAUUGGGCUGAAGCAUUCUGGAUGGGCAGAUUAAAGGAUCAUUCAGAAUCAGUGGAUGAUUACAAGAAUGAGCAUGCAGAAAUGUAUCGCGCCAUUCGACCCUCAGAGGAAGGAGAUAUCAGCCAGCAGAAGACACUGCAGAAUUCUCCAAAAAGAGACCGCUUUGAUUAAUAUUAAUAAGAGAAAAAGCACCUCACACCUGUUUCUCUCUCUCCCUCUCUCUCUCCCUCUCUAUAUCUGUUUUUUGCCUCUUUUCGUUCCUCUUCUUCUGUUCUUGUUUUUGUCUCUGCUGCUCGUCCGUGAGAUGAAUUCUGCCAUGGGUUCUAUUCUCUGGGUUUCCACAGACACAUCCUUCAGAGAGCCGCCAAACUACCACAGGCAACCAAUAAUACUGAGAGUUUGAGCUUUUGAUCGUCGUCCCACAGAAAACCACACAUUCUCAGACACACACACACUCAUAUACACACACAGUGGCUUCAUUAACAUGUGACCCAUGUGCUUUGACCAUCAGUCUGGCAGAAAUUGUUAUAGACCAGAUUUAACAGGACGUUCUUUACAUUUAUUACUCUGUGCUUUACAUUUGUCCAUUUCAGCAGCUGGGGUGGAGCAAAGGAAACGAUCCUGCUUGAUGCUUGAAAAAGUAAAAACAUUAACAGUAACGUUUGUAAAUGACUAAAAGACUUUAUUUUGGAAUUUUUUGGACGCAAAUAUUAAACAUUGUUCAAUCGUAUUUUUAGGAAAUACACUAAACUUCUGUUUUUAAAGCUAGUUGUCUGUGUAAGAAAAUAAAACUGGUCUAUACCACAGAAAGGUGCAAUAAUCUUCUCUCUGCUGGGGUCAGUAUUUCCUCCGACGCACCCAUCAUUCUUGAGGUUUAUAAUGCCUCUUCAGAAACCAGUAGGUGAAGCACCAAGACUUUGUUCAUGCUUUAUAGAUUACCGUAUUUUUCGGACUAUAAGGUGCUCUUAAAAUCCUAUAAGGUGUACCUUAUAAUCUAGUGCACCCUAUGUAUGAUUACUUAUUGUGCUUAGUGGCCGAUUUUAUGUGUUACAAUGCGCUUAAAAAUCUGUCGAAAUGUGUCAGUACGACUUUGGUAAGCAACCAAGCCGUUCCACUCAAUGGACACCCCGUAACAGGAUCCCUGAGCAGUCUACAAGACUGCCUGACUGUUAUGUCUGAACUAGAAGUGCAUUCAUGUAAGGCAGCCCGGACGCAAUUUUUUUUUUGUAGGACGGUAGGGGAAAGUCCCGCCUCCUUCACCUCUGAUUGGCUAGAAAAGCUGGAAAUGUCCUCACACACUCAAGCCAAACAUGGGCUGUCUGAUUUGUACAUCAAACAGAACAUUACGGAACAUUAUCGCACUUCUGAAUCUCCUAACCCUAACCCUAACAUGGCAGACGAUGACGUUUCACAGCCCUUAAAAAUAACCAAUCGGAGCCCAGCACUUCUAGCCAAUCAGAGGCAAAGGAGGGCGGCACCUUCCCCUACCAUCCUACAAAAAAAAAAAAAAAUCAGACAAAGAAUAAGCGCUAGCAACAAUAAACCAAUUAAUGCGCCAAUGCUUGAUGCACCUUAUAUCUGAUGCACCUCAUGUGUGAACGUAGACACGUUAAUUCAAAGUGCGCUGUAUAAUCCAGUGCGCCUUAUCGCCUGAAAAAAAAAUAAUGCUUACACUAACAGUGUUAUGAAAUUUAUUUAAUGAGGACUGAUGUGUGUCAAAAAUGGACCCAAAAAUGGACCUAAAACAAGCUAAAAGAAUCUAAAAUGUCUGUGAAAUUUAACACCUUUUCUUCACAUAACAAAUAAUCAUCUAAUUUUUUUAUCUGACUGGAAAUACCAAAAAAGAAAACUUAAAAAUAUGGUGUGGGGAUGAAAAAUAGAGGGUUAAAAAAAAAAACCUAGUACAGCCAGCUUUGGCUUACCGUUGUUCUUGUGGACGGCCUUGUUGAUGUGACCUUGUCAUGAAACGUUAUGUGCCGCUGAUUAAAGUGGUGUAGUUGGCGGGGUCAGGAACAGCCACACUAUUGACACCUAAGAUAGCCAUGAAAAUGCUUCAUAGGUAAUUGAGGUAACCCAAGGUUGUAGCAUGUUGGUGUGAUUUUGUAUGUGUGCACUGGUAUGUAUCUGCAGGAACUUGGAUUUUCUUCUUUUAUAUUGAAAAAGAACCAUCAGUUUCAUGUUUUCUUACAUAACAGUUUAUUAUUUCAUUCUAAAAAGGAGUAAAAGUAGGCUUGUGAAUGUCUGCAAUAUAUGUAUGUGCAUGCAAGUGUGUGUCGGGAGCAGAAAUAUGGCUGGAAGAUAUCUGGUGUAAUGAGGCCAAGGUGAUUUAUAAGUGCAGAAUGCUCCAUUUCCCCGGCACACACAUGCACACACACUUUACGAGUGCGACGAUGACAGCUGGUUCACUUUCUUUCAAUUGCUCUCCAAUUAAAUGCAAGAGAAACUGUGCUUUGCCACAGAAAACCCUGGUUAAAGCAAAUUGGUUGAAGUUUCUGAAUCUAUAUUUGGUGAUAAGACAUCUCUUUGUUGAGGCUGUUACAGCAGAAACCCACCAAGUCUUGCUUUAAUGUUUUCCUUUAACCUUCGACUGGAGAGGGAAUAUAAUUCGAUUGUUCCCCAAGUAUGGGACAGACUAGACCAGACAAGUCUAGACCAUACCCUGAAAGAAGGGUAAGGCAAUCAGCAUAGUCCGUCAGAGCCAGAUGCUCGUGGUCUCUUAGCAUAUUAGCGUCCCAGCGGAGGACUUGCAGACAGGUGAUAGCAGAACAGAGUCAACUCAGUGUCUUGUAGUCGUGCAGUGCAGCCAGAGGGAGCACUGCUUUGGAUCAGACAGGCUCACCAUUAACCUGUCCUGACACUGUUUAGACAGCAGAGACAACAGCAGAGGGAAGAGGCCGGGGAGAAGCCAGGACAUUAGCAUGGCAGGGAAUGACGGGUGUGGAGGGACUUCAGGCUCAGGCACGACUGAUCUGUACAUGGAAACAAAUUAUGGGGCUAUUGGUGAAAACACAGAAACAGGGCAGAGUCAAGGUGCUGACCUUUUUAGAUGCAGCUGAUAAAAUGCACAGAGGUAAAUCCUUAUUGCUGCAGGCGUAAUAAAAAGGAUUUAACCUUCACCUGAAUGAUUAUACUUUAAUGUUCUCCAGCCUGUUCGAACGCCUCAGUCAUCAAAUAUGGCAGUUUGGUCGAUGGCCCGCUGUGUGGAGCUUUCUGAAUGUUUGAAUGUCUGAAUGCAGAGGGAUGAUGGCGAUCAGAGGUGAGUGACAGGGCAAACUGCAGCAGGCGGUCACGUAGGAUUGUGAAUUCGAUCUCCAAGUAAAACCAAUGAUUUAUCUUGUGUCACUCAUGUAACGUGCUAGAAAACAUAAAUAGCAGAUGUCACUAUUUCAAAACUUUAACGAGGUUUUUCCUCAGACUAAUCAUCUAGUUUUCUGUUUGCUAGACAUUGCUUAUUGAUUAUUAGUAAUUAUAUUGCUUUAUCUUAAAAGUCUAAUCAGGACCUUCUGGGUAGAUCUUAAUGUUUUUAAGCCAAAGCGCUGCAUUUGAAGACAAGCUUCUCACAAGUCCUUAAAAAUUCUUGAAUUUAAAAUUGAUGGUUUUAAAAAGUUCUCAAGAGUUUUAUCUCUACUUUUAGAGGUGUCAUUUUUCGCUGGGACAUGUUUGAUUCAUGUCUAUAAUCGAUCAAAUAUAAUGCGAAAGGAUUGACAGCAGCUUAUCAUGUUUUCAUUCACAACCUCCAAACUGUAAAGAGAAGCAGGAGACUUUAUGAUGCGUUAGAGCUGGGUGAUAAACCGAAAAUUUACCAGUAUCAAAAUUUAAUAAUAACGUCAUUUUGCCCAUAUCGGAAUAUUCGGUGUCAAAAAAGGUAAAUAAAAGUUGGUUUUGGGUGUGUGUUGGUAGGCUAUGGUCUCAUGUCUUACAUCAGAGAUGUGACUCCACCCCAUCCAGUCUGUAACAAAGAGGGAAAGACAGGUAAGGAGAUGGAGGACGGUUCAAAAGUUGGAGCAGUGGCUUAAGUAGGCGAAGUUAAUGUAGGAGGGGGUGAGCAGCUUGUGGAGUAGUUAUCGUCCUUUAAUCGCUAUCGGGGUAAACUGCUCAAUAUAUUGUGAUAUUGAUUUGAGGCCAUAUCCCCCAGCCCUAUGAUGCGUGUUGUAGCACUGGUGGACUGGGCAUCACCGACUUUAACUUAUAAAUAAAGUUGGAAAUGACAACCUUUCUUAAGCUUAAUAAAAUGUGCACAUUUUUCCCCAACCCAAAAAAUGUUCAAUCCAAUUGACUAUGAUGGUAAUACAGACCAGAUAACUGUACUAGAAGUGAAUCCUGUUGGCAAAGGAGCAUUUCAACAUUGGCCCUAACGGGGAUUUUCGACUUCUGAAGUCACUCUCAAGUAGAUACUCAAAAAGCAUCGGCGUCAUCCGUCAAUGUCAAAGGUUGCCAUUUAUAACACAAAGGUGAUAUUGAUAUUGAUUGAAUCAUUAAAGCCACUUUGCUCCCAGUAAAAUGAGAAGGCCAAAUCCAUUUGAAGAAAUCACUCCCAAACAAAUAUUUUUCAUUUAUCGUAAUGUUGUCUUUAUUUUCCCUCCAGCUUUGCUGAAAGUGGAUCUCAAGGUAACAACAUUCAGUCUGCUGACUCAGCUCCCAAACAUUUUCUUCAUUGACUAGAGCGUAUUCUUCAGUUUGAUGCUCAUCAUGGUUUCAAAGGAUUGUAGGAGUAACAUUUUCAAAACACAGUGUAUUUUGAAAAUGUCAUCUCAUCUUAUAAAUAUUGCAGCCAACCCUUUCCUUAAAAUAGUUUGACAUAUUAAAAGCGCCAAAGAGUGUUUGAAACUUUUUAUUACCAGAAAUAAGAAGAAGUCAGCCACAUGGGGACACAUCUGGGUGUUCUUUCACCUAUAGGGUGACCAUACGUCCUCUUUUUGGGGGGCUGUCAGGCCUUUCCGUGGGGAGUAUAUAAAAUUCUUCAAAUGUCCGGGUUUUGUGUGGAAGAGUUAAAAGCAUGUAAAAAAAACACUCGACCCGACCCAAAAAACCCUCAAAAUUGUGCGCACGACUCCGCCCCGCAUAGUAGUGUCCUCUUUGUGAGGGUUCAGAAUAUGGUAACCCUUCUUUCACCCCCUAAAUUAAAUUUUUUUUAUAAACGGAUGAUUUUUUUUACACCACCAGCUGACACAAAGUGAAACUGGAUGACUGUGAAUUCAUUACGACUCACCUUUCUAGUCUUUUUUGGCUUUAACUCACCUAGUCAAAUAACCUAGCCUUCUACCCACUAAGUUCGUCUACCUUCACUUUUUUCCCAAUCAGGACUUUCACUGUGAAUCUUUGAAACUUUAGCUAAAAAAAAACACAUUUCAGUGAUUGACCCUCAACAAACCAAUUUACAUUUUAUUUUACUUAUGGGUCGGUGAAGAAAAUAAUGGCCAAAACCACUUUAAUACAGAGCUGCAGACAAAAACAGACUCUGCCCUCAAGAGUUAUUGAUGAAUUUGUUGUAAUGAAGAGCCCUGUAUUGUCACAGUUAAUCACACACACACACACACACACCAAACCCAGACACACACAGAGACACGGCUGGAGUUGACAUACUAGAGUCUAGUCACCCGGCGGGAAUGUGCCUUGAAAAUCAAAAGACAUUAGCCAAUUAGCGCUGAUCAAUAGUCGCAGCCACACAGGGAAGAGCCAGACUGGGAGCAUUGUUAAUGUGUGCCUCCAGGCCGAUCUGCUGGCUGGGACUACUACCGCUCUCAGCUUUCGACCAAUGAGAAUGCUGGAAGAACUCUUGACAUUCUCCUGCUCACCAAUGCAGAGUACCUUUCCCCGCUGUAUCCAGGCAGAUCAGGCUGCACGAGGGUGUAGAGAUGGAGAGAUAGAGUGAGGUGGAAGGAGAGGAAAGAAGGGAGGUGGGAGGAAUAAAAGGAGGGAGCCGGAGAGUGUAUGUGUUAGGCUGUGAAAGCAGGUGUCAUAGUGGGCCGCAGUGGGCAGCAGGUAAUCGCACUGAGAUAAGCACCAGCAUGACAGCCAACCCCUAAUUCCCCAUGGGAGGUGGUAGUGUGGCGUUGCCGCAGGGUUGGUCUCCCCAUCCUGUGGAAAUAGUUUUAUAUAAAGGAGGGAUGGAAAGUGAUAGAGAGAGGAUGAAUUUUGAUGGAAGGAAGAUAGAGGCAAGAGAAGAUGAAAGAGUGAGGGGAGUGCUUCUGCUCUGCACACAUACAUGUUCUCAUACAGAUCACAGCUUGGGAUGUAUAGGGGAUUGAGGUGGAAGGAGAAAGAUAUAGCAAAAAGGGGGGAGUAAAGACAGAGGAAGAGAUAUCUAAAAUAUUACACCCAUCCAGGGGGAGUGUUCAGCGGAGCAGGCAUUAUGAGAGUGUAAAUUGCAUUCCGUCUUUCUCCCCUUGGGCUGCCGGCUGCUGGGUGAAUAUAAUCACCCGCAGCAUAGAGGAGGACCUAGAAACACAGCGCGCCGCACACUGUCUGUGAACACUAGGAGAAUAUAGAUACAGUACCAUGAUGUGCGCUCAUGUCUGCUGUCACAGACGUCUCCAAUCACAUGUCGAUUCUCCAUCAGGUCCCCCUCUGUCUUUUUUUUGUUUUGUAGUGUCAGAAAUGAUGUAAGGCGUUGACACAUGGGUACUUUGUCUCAAUUUAGAGGGGAUCGAUAAUGAUUCGCUGGUGCGGUAAAACAUCAAGCGUCAGCCUCGAAGAUGGAGGAGGGCGUGGGGUCUUUGCCAAUUUUGAUUCCCAGAACACUUCCUCUUUAUGGGAAAAGUUAAAACAGAUAAGACUUGUCUUUUCUCCCUAAUUUUAUUUCAUAUCGCUGACACCAGGAUCUCUACUUGAUUGUUGAUCGCUGCUCUUUCUAACCUUCCUCCUGUGUUAGCUUUUACUACGCACCCAGCAUGUUCAGGGUCGGUUUCGACCCAUGUCUUAAAUCUGCUGCAAAUUACACUAAAAGCAAUUCUCUGUCAACCAAUUUGGUUCUCAUCGCUAGGUUACCUUGUUAGGCUUCAUUAUAAAUGAAAAUAUUGCUUAUAAUACUUUUUGUUGUGGGCCUCUGGGUCUUUCUUUGUCAGCAUACCCCUCAUAAAGACAUCCAUACUGAGCUGAUCUCAUAUGUCUGGACAUGCCCAACGUUCUUUUUACGUGCCCCAUAUAGGCGACUCAAAAUUUCCCAUAUAGCAUUGCAAAAUGUAGUGAUCAUUUGAUCGUCACUCACCGGUGGUGGGCAUCAUGCAUUGCGUCUCCAGCGGCAACGUCAAAACGGUAGUGUUCGAAACCUCCGGUGAUUGAGCUCACGACAUAGUCAGCUAUAUAGUGAAACCCCAUAUGGGGGUUAGGGGUUAGGGAUUGAGUGAUUCAUUUCGGACACAGGCAUGGCAAAAUGAGAAUUUCCUAAAUUUCACAUGAUCAGAAGAGGAUCUGACUGUCAGUGUGAUGCCUGUCAGUGCACUUAUGAUUUCAGUUUUUGCUCUAAUUAUUAGAUAUUGAUCUAACCGGGUCAACAGUGACCCUAACACAACAGGUGCCAUAAUUUUAAUAAGAGCAUUUUAUAAUUUAGUCAAUUUGAUUUUUAUUUAUUUUUUAUUUUAUUGACAUAGAGGCUCCUACAAAGUCGUAAAGUCUUGAUGCAAAAAAGCUUAUUUAAGUGGUUCUUUUGAACAUUUAAAAUCAAAAACGGGUCGGCACAGACCCUAGUACUGGAAGGGGGGGUUUACAGCUUUUUAUUUAUACGUACUAAGAUGGAGGCGGCUGAAUGUGUGCAGCAAUUGACUCCCAAACAAAUCUCUGACAAUUACAUUAUUUUAUUAUAUCUCAAGAAAAUUUAAGGUGUCCCAAUUUAUCUUUUACAGUAGUUUACUGUAUUAAAUUAUACUGCACUGCAUAGUUCAUCUAAAACUGUGUUGUAUCAAACAGAAUUAAGGGAUUAAUACAAUUCUUAUUCUUAUAAUCCUAUUGUAUUGUAUUGUUUUAAAUCAGAUUGAACUAAACUUUACUGCCCAAUAUGGUAUCUUACUGUUUGUAUUGUCUCAUAUCAUAUUUGAUCAUGUGGUGCCUUAUACCAUUGCUGCGUACCUUAAUGUACUAUAUUGUGACACAGUUUGGUGAAGUUGAAUUGUCUGCCUGUUGAUAGGUUAUUUAAUCAUGAGAAGAAUCAGUCUGCAGCUGAUAUUAAUCAGUGUUUCAUCUUUAAAGCAUUUUACGGCCAGAAAAUCAGGCUUUAUUUAUUCUUUUUUUAUUCCAAAAUUCUUAAAUGUGAAGAUUUUAUUUCUUCUUCUUCUCUCUGACUCAUGUGAUAAAAAAGUGAUUAUCUUCGGGUUUCCACAGUUUUUCACAGAAGACACGCAUUUUGAGGAAUCUUCUAGAAUUUAUAGAUCAAAUUUUAAUGAGUUAAUCAAGUAAAAUAAUUACUAGAUUGAAUAAUUGCCAGAUUGGAUAAUGAGAAGUGUCCGUGUCAUUACUGAGACAGUGCAUCAUCGUCUCUUUUGCUCUGUGUGUUACACUCAAGCAGAGGCAGAUAGACGUGCUAAUCCUCUUUAUCUCAGCUCUCAAAGCUAAUUUGGCUCUCAAUGGGGACCUUCAGAAAAGAGGGGAAGGUAGCAAGGGGGGGAAACAUCAGCUCUGAUCCAUCUUCUUCAUGAUAUACUCAGUGGCAGGCCCAGAUGUCAGGGAUGUUAGGUCAGCGCCCGCUAAAUGGGAGGGCAGCAACCCGAGUCAAGGCUCAUUACUUCUUUACAUUAGGCAACAGUUGAGGGGAACGCUUUUCUAAUUUGCCUCUCUCCUUCCUCCUUAUCUCCUCCUUAUCUCCUCCUACUUCCUCCCCCUCAUCCUCCUCCUCCUCCUCCUCUCAGGGCCGCUGCUCCAGGGAGAACUGUAAGUACCUGCAUCCUCCUCCCCACCUAAAAACCCAGUUGGAGAUCAAUGGCAGGAACAACCUCAUCCAGCAGAAAAACAUGGCCAUGCUUGCCCAGCAGAUGCAGCUCGCCAACGCCAUGAUGCCCGGCACACAGCUGCAGCCAGUGGUGAGAGACGCAUCUGACAACACACAAAUAAACCUCUACAAAUGACCCUUGUUAUCUGUGUGUACAUGUGGUACAAACACAUGUUUUUUCAGGGUACAUACAUCAGGGUUUUCAUAAAGUUCUUCUCCAAGAAAAGCAAUAUCCACCUGAUGUGACUCUUGGAGACUCUUUUGUUAUUUGCUGAACCAUAUGGCUUCAAUUUGGAGAGAUUAGAGUCAUUGUGGCGCUCAGAAAAAAAAUGUUUAUUGCCAUAAAUCGAACAUGACCUGAAAUUGUGACCGUGCCUACUUACCGCGCUCGCAGUAAAUGACAACUACUUUGGAAAAAGGACUCAGACUGAAAUAUUCUCUGAGUACGUGCUCGAAUAUUUUGUAGGUCGAAUGAUAAACAUUGUAAUGUUAAUGGGAUUUCUUCUUUGAACUCUGAACUCCUGCUGAAAAUAUGUUUCGCGGUUGAAUCUCUGGUUCUUGAGCGCCUGUAACAUGUUUGAUGGAAAGCUUUCAUCAAAGGUGAGGAGGUCACUUAUUCCAGUUAAUCAUUUGGCUUUUUCUUUUAAACAUCCAAACUGAAAACAAAUCAGUCUUCUCCCAGAGUAUGGACAGGAAAUGGUGUAAUUGGGCAGUUCAGUUCAGUCUUGACCCAAAUAAAGGGAACUGCUCAGUGUGCAGCCCGAUAGGGAGUCGUGGGAUUUGACUGAUGAGCUUCAGAAAAAGAUCCAGAUUUAAGUUUUAGUCAGUUUGAGUUCAUCUUUGGCUGAAACUUAUAAAACUUGUAGCCUAGAAGUUACAUGGUUGAUCAAUGGAUUAUUUUUUUUUUUUUCACAAAAACAUGAAUAAAAUAUUCCCUCAGAUUCUCUCAGACGUAUAGAGGCCAUCUUCAAAAGCAUCAGAAUUAUUUGACGACGAAAUAAAAUCCAAACAUACUUCAACUGUUAAGUAAGGGGUCUUUCUCACCCAAAGUCUGCUUCGAAGGUCCAGAUCAGGGACCAAAUGUUUACAUUGUUGGAUUUUGCAUUUGGUCCGGAUAGCGUUUACAUGGUACUUUUGCCAAACGGACCUAAUGGUUGAAAAAGAGGGAAAACUACGAGGGAAAAUCACUGUCUGUCACCUGCUCAUUUGGGGCACAAUCUUCAUCAGGGUGACCAUUUCACACGCAUUUGGGACUAAAAAUAGAUGUAUGCGAAUAGUAAAAUGUAUUUAGGGGCACAUAUGCGCAUAAAAAAAUCAGCCGAGGCAACAAAAGUUUAUUCAUGUAAAUACUGCGGUGAAGUUAGUUUAGGAUGGGAUAUUCGUCGGACAUUCACUGCGGAUCAACUGGUGUCUUCUCACUCUCGAUAAAUCUACUCGGCACCCUUGCUGUCAAGUCGGGUGUUAAAUAAGGGACCGUCAAUAAAUUACCGGUUAAUGUUCUCAAAAAAGGCUGUUUUCCUUCAAUAGCUUCCAUGUCAGGUGACCAAUUGACAAUCAAAUAAUAGUACUAAGGUCGGACUAAAAGACACACCUCUUUAUUUCCCUAAUUUGCCCUCUAAACAUUUUUAGUCUUAAAUUUAAAGGCAGGCGUCUUGCUUCACGCAAUUCACCAGAGAUGGUGGAGACGUUGUGCUGGGAGACGACGGGCACAGUCUGGUGUUUUGACCGUCUGUUUUCCAUCUGCUGUAACCUCUGGUUGGGCAUAAUUUCCUGGCUUUAUUAUAGUGUAAAUGUGUUAUUAGUUUAUACUGACAUAUAAAAAGUCCAGCUGCAUCUGCGCUGCGUUCACACCCGCCGUAGACCGGAUCAUGGUUCAUUUGGAAAGGGGCUGUUCCUGCAUUUUUAAGAAGACCAUGGUCCGUUUGUUUGAUCCGGACCACAGUUCGCUUGCACAUUUGUACCACCUGGACCAAAGGAGUAAGGGGACCAUGGUCCUUUUACAACAAACCGAACAGUCCUGAUAUGAAUGUGCCCUAAAAUCAAGACCCAAAACCAAGAUUAGAUUUAAUCUGAUCUCAUCUAAAUCCACCAUCAAACGUAUUAAGAGAGUUACAGCAGUAAGGAGAGCUCUUUUAAAGGCUCAGUGACUGGAAGAGGAACAGACUGAAAGUGAUACCGAUGCCUCUUUUUGACCUUAAAAAGCAGAACUGCUGCAGGGUAGAGUUGUUGUCUGAAACGACUACUUUCACAUGUACAUAACCAGAUAUACAAAUAUCCCUUUGUCCUUACGAGGCGCCAACGCCAGCACAAAGCAAAAGUUCCUGUCAGGAGCUUUAACAUGCAGACAUAUGCACGCUAACUCAUGCAUGAGAACACAAACACGUGCAGGGGUCACUUGGUGACUGCAGCAUGCUCUGCAGAUCUUCAAGGUGAUGUUAGGAGCUGCACUCAGUCACUUUUAAUGAAUCCUCCCAGUCUGCUCUACGAGACCCCACAGAGUCAAUGAGACCCAUCAGUCAGGCUCCAAGCCAUUCCUCUGUCUUCUCCUCUGUUCCUUUAUGUUUUAAGAGAGCGCACUGGAGUGAAUUUGUCUUCCACUAUUCAAAAAAGCUUCAGUCGCCGCACGCACGCAUGCACGCGCACACUCUGCCGUGGGUUAUCACCCUUAUCUGGGAGGGACGAGGAGGCUGAGUCGAGAGGCCCAUUGAGAGGAACAGAAGAAAAAAAAACUUGAAAGUGUUUAAAAGAAGCAAUAGAUCUCCCUGGGACUGCAAAGCUUUCCCUUUUCUGUUUAUGUCAUGGGGAGAGAGAGAGAAGAGGAGGGGCGAGGAAGAGGAAGACAGGCUGACAGAGAAGGACACAGCAGAAGAAGAAAGGGAAUGCUGAGUGAAGCAGGAGGAGAUAAAUGGGCAGAGUAAAGACAGGUAGGUAAAGUGAAGGAGAUAGGGCGACGGUAAAGUGAGAAGAGAUGGCUUUAGACCUGUUUCAGUUUGAGGAAAGCCUGUGUGCAAAGAGAACAGAGUAAAACACCUUUUUCUAAAAAAUCCAACUUCCUCCUCCUGCCCUCCCUGGUGUGCAAAGCUAAGUUUCCUGCCCUCAUACUCAGUAGCUUUAACACUUUUUAUCCGUUCCCUCCCUCUUUAUUUUUCUGGUCUAUACCUGCUCUCCUUCCAUCCAUGUGUGUAGGAGAGUGCUUCCAUUUCACGCAUGAACCUGUGCAGAGGCUGGAGUAAUUAGGGUCCAUUACAGCCCGCUGUGAGUGAUGGUGCUCAUGAUGCUUUUUAUUACAGAGUCAACGUCAGUGAAUGGGCAACAUUACAAUUAUCACUCUGUAUCACUCACUCGCUCACUCACUGAGAGAAAUCCACCAGGGGAAACUUGGUCCACUUGUUUGAUGCCGUCAGAGAACGAAAAUAAGUGAAAUACAACCAUGAAAGCCACCGGGGAAGGGCUUUCCAAGAGCCGUCUUACUUCUGUAAUUAGAUGUAUUUCCAUGUUUGGGUUGGGAGUAGGUCUAGUGUUUAAAAGUUCUGGCACAAAAACAAAACAAAGCCCAGACUGUUCUCAGUGUAGCUGAUGUAGCACUCCAACCAUCUGAGGAUAAGAGGGAGUAUAAUGCUUUUAUUGUCAUUGCAAAAACGGACCAAAAAAAAGUGUCUUGAUUCGUUCUGGUUUGAGUUACUGGUUAAUAAGUAGAGUUCUCUACUUCUGUUGUAACUUUAAAACGUUUUUAUUUGCUUGUUCUGCUGUUGUCUUUAAAAAACCCUCAGUUUAGCCUCUAUAUGGUACAAGUGAGAUCACAUACUGUCUCUUUAGGGCCCCCUCCUUAAAAGACCACUAUCUUCCGACUGGACAGCUCAUAUAAACUAAGGGAUUGGGAGCAGGGCCUUGUUCAGCUGUUUCUCGGGCACAUGACCUCAAAGCAACCUACAAAAAGACAGAGGGGGAAAAAAAAUGAAGCCACUGCAGAAGUAAAAAACAUAAACGCUGCAGCUCUUAAGUAUCCCCAUUAACAUUAACAUGGACAUGUUAAGAUGUCCAUAUAAACAGAAUUUUCAGCCGAGGACUUGAAGAGCUGUUCUGCUCUCAUUGGUCUGUUUCUUUACGUAUCCACAGUGAUUUUUUUAAACUCAUUUGUAUUGUUCACAUAAAUGACAUCAAGGUAGGGUGACCAUGUUCUGAAUGCCCAAAAAGAGGACACGACCACGUGGGGCGGAGUCACAGAGUCGCGCGUGGUAAAUUUUGAGAGUUUUUCAGGUCGGCUCAAGCGUUUUUUGUGUGAUUCUAACUCAGUGACUCCACGCGACACAAACUCAAAACGUCCAUACAAAACCCUGGACAUUUGAAGGAUUUUAUAAACAGCAAGGGUUUUUGUAGUUUUGACACUCAUGGUUUCAUCAGAUAUUCAUCCUUUGCUACUCCACAUAAAUUAUAGUUACCUUUUGAAUUAUUAGUGUUUUAAAAUCACGCAUUAUGACGAGCUUGCGAAUAAAGCUAUAGCUAUUGAUAGCUACACUGAUGUCAGACUGCUAUUGCUAACAACAGCUAAACGUUACAACAGCAGGCAUCAGCCAUUUUCGAAUUUGCCUACUAUACUAGCAGUACGUACUGAUUUGCCCAAAAAGUAGUAUGCAGUGGGCGAAUUCGAAAACGGCCUGUGUUUUCUGACUUGUUUACCGGUAUUGUCGCAUCAGCCUACGAUACAGCCAGCAAGCAGCAAGGCAUGAUGAUGUUGCGGGAAUCGAGUGGCAUCGUCUGCUACUAUACUAGCAGUACAUACUUAUUUGCCCAAAAUUUAGUAUGCAGUAUGCAGUGGCCAACUUGAAAAAGACUUAUUUUUCUUGCUUUUUUACCAGUAUUAUUGCAUCAGCCUACAAUACAGCCAGCAAGCAGCUAGGCAUGAUGACGUUGCGGGAAUCAGGUGGUGUCUUGUAGAAGGGGUAGACAACGGGGUAAGACAGAGGGAAAGGGGAUAGAGUAACAAUUGGGCUUGGCCCUUAAGUUCCUGUUAAAGAGCUUUUAAAUUUGUGUCAACUUUGGCACCCCCUAUUGACAGUCUUUGCUUAUUUUAUCUCCUUUUUUUUAUUUCAAGUGCAUCAUUAGUUGUGGGUAUGUAUGUCGAAAUUUUAAAAACAAGGUUGUUUAUCAGCUGCUUUGCUGACACCCACCCCCUAACACCAGUUUUUGGCAUCAACAAUUAGGAUAUAAAAAUCUUCGACCUUGCUGCCGAUGGGUUUGUUUUGUUUUGGAUAUCAUAAAAAAGCUCCAUCAUGAAUUUCAGUCUGUUCCAUUCAUGUCAAAAAACUCUGCACAGGAGCUUUAAACCCAACAUUUUCAUUUACAGUGAGGUCAGAACAUUAGGAUUUCUAUCUACACUGUGAACACGCAGAAAACAACAUCAGCACUUGUGUGAGGCCUUCAGCUUUUACCUGAAGCUUCACUUUUCCUGUUCGGAAUUAAAAACCAUUGUUACAGAGUUUAGACCAAUCAGAAUGAAUUAUUUAACACAGCUGGGUAAUAAUUUCGAAUAACAGACGAUCAUUUGACAUCUUUCUAGUAAAUUAGUCUUCACAGCAUGACAUUGUAACACGGCUCUGCUAGAUCUCCAUCUCUUUUGAUCUAUUUUUCAAAGUCUAAUAAAGAGAGUGGAAGACAUGUGCUGCAGUUUUCUGCUGUUGCAUAAAAUAGUCAUGUAGAAAAAUUACCACUGAUAUUUGCAUCCAGCGUGCGAUCUCCAUUUGAAUAAUCUGCACGUGCGUUCGCAGGCACAUUUGCUAUGAUCUGCUCAUGUGACUUUGAUUCAGAGGAUGUAAGGAGAAAAAUGUCCGACAUCAAGGCUGCACGGGUACGGCAUCGCUGCUGCAAUACAAAGUGCUGACAGAAGGCAUGCAGUGAGAGAUUGUUCUGUUCCUACUGUGUAAACAUGCUCAAUUUCACAUAAUUGUUUUCAAUUCAUUGCAACUUUGAUUUAUAGCUGAAAUCCACACGACGUAGCGUUAUAGGGAACCAUUCGGCGCUAAGUGGAGAGACAUUCCCGAAAAGGUCAUUAAAAGGAUCACAAAUUUUUGCAGGGUGACAUCACCGCGUAGUUCGACCUCGUGACUGUGAGACUUUGUAUGUGACAUCAUACCAACCUUGAGACGAGUAAAUCCCAUUCAGAUUUUUAAGCAUCCUAGAGGGACAGAUUUACUUUUCCAGACUUGGUGACAGGACAUAAUUCUUCCUCCAGGGGGCAGGGAGUCCACGCCAUUCUUUCUUCCAGAUUUUUCUGAGUCAUCCCAGAGCAGUGAAGAGUUUUUAUUUUUUGAGGGAUGUAGCCGUCCGGCUCUGCUGCUCUAUUACUCACAUUGUCGUGCUGGCAGGGACUCAAGAGACAAUCCUCAGACUGGGCCUGAGGUGAGGAACGUGCAGGGAAAACUUACAGCGCAAUACGUCAGCUAACAUACUCCUUCGCCUCUCUCAUGGGAAGUUUUCCCUCUCAGCCCUUGGUGAAGCACAUAUAGAUGAUAUAUUUUUUUCAACAGUUAAGCCCCCUGCCCUCCCUCUUUCUUUGCUCACACAGCUUGACGUCCCUCAUCCUUAUUACUCCUAUAUGUGUGUGAUCUCUAGUGUGUGAAGCGUGUGAUUCAAUCGGAGCCGUGGGGAGUGGGUGACACAGCAUACAGAGUGGAGACCUCUUUUAUGUGUUAUGUCAAAUGAAAGACAAGCAGCCAUCAAAGACUCAUUGUGUCUCCUCUGGUGUAAGCUCAUUAAUUGUGUACUUUUUGUUCUUUUUCCCUGCACAUCUCCGGCUCACCGUCUCUAUCCACUACUCUGCUUCUUAUAAUUACACACAUCUCUUAUUUUACUGUCUUCUGAUAUAGCUCUCCAGUGGGAUUCUUGAGAAGGAGAAGGAAGGAAUUAUACUUAUUGUUAUCAAAUUUGCAAAAAAAGAACAUUCUGAAUUAACUAUUUUUCAUUAUUCUUCUCUCUGUCAUGUACCCACAGCCCAUGUUUUCAGUCACACCCAGCCUUGCAACCAACGUCAACGCCGCUGCUGCAGCAGCCGCUGCGUUUAACCCCUACCUUGGCCCUGUGUCGCCCGGCCUGAUGCCAGCUGACAUCUUGCCCAGCGCCCCUGUAUUGGUCACCAGCAACCCCAGCGUCCCAGUACCGGCUGCUGCUGCUGCCGCUGCACAGAAACUCAUGAGGACGGACAGACUGGAGGUGAGAAACACAUGUUUACCAAAGAUGGGUAAUGUGAGUCUGGCUCCUCCUACUGCAGCCAAAACACCACCAGAUUAGAUGUGCUGGUUACGUUUUAGAGUCUAUGCAGUGUGGACCAGCUGGUGGGGUUGUGGUGCUGCUCCUUCAACUGACGAAAACACACAUUAAACCUCAAAAAUCCUUCAAGGUCAACCCAAUCCACAGCUGAAAUGCUUCAUGUGUGAUUUAUGAGGAGUUCAAUCACUCCUAUGAUGGUGUUCCUGAUGUUUCUCCUCUACAAUGCUAACCAGUAGUGAUGGGCACAGCAGUUCUUUUAGAUGUACUGAAUCACUAGAAUCAGUUCACUAAAAUGAUUCACUCAAAAGAUUCGUUCACCGAAUCACCAAAUCAUUCAGCGCUUGGCGGGAGGAGCCUGUGACUCCAACCUCCUGAACUGAUACACAGCUGAAUGUUCAGGAUUCAGUUCAAUUCAAAGCUUCUGGGACCAGGAGACGAGAAUGUUUUGGCUGUGUUGAACUUUUUUAUAAGUCAUGAUGUUUUCAGUGUACUGUCCUAUGUAUGCUAUUUAUCAGGUUUAAAUUGGGCUCAGUGAAUGAUUUGAAUGAUGAAUGAUUUGUUCACUGAACUUUUAGAAGAAUUCAAACUGAACAUGCGCAGUUCCCUCACAAACCGCUGCAAUGAUACGAUGCUGCAGGUUUUGUGCACUACCUCGUAACAUGCUGUGUCCUAUUGUAUGCAAGUUGUUGUGGUGGCAAUUUAGCAGUUAAAAAAAGGGUAGUUUUGUCCAACAAAAAUAAUUCCGGAGAGUUUAGUUCAAUGCUGCGUGCUAUAGCAGCUGCGCUUCUGACAGCUCAACUGAAGUAAGAAACGAACGAAUCACUAGAGGAAGUGAUUCGGUUAAGUACGUUCACUUAAAAGAUUCGGUUCUUUUGAACGAAUCGUUCGCGAACGACACAACACUACUAACCAGGUGCACACUGUUCUGUCAAAGCUGCUGUUGAUAAUGCUGCUUAUCGCAACAACAAAAAAAUUUAGAAAAAAAGAGAGCAAAUUUAACACUUUCAACCACAUCAGCAUGUUAAGAAUGAACUGAAAAGACAAUUCUCUGAUGUGUAUUUUUUGACUUUGAAGUUUGACCCAUGUCCCAUCUGUUAACAUGGAGGAGGGGAAGUUUAUGACGUAUACUGUUGCCGGGAGCUCCAAAUGUUUCAUGCACAAAGUAGAAGGUGAAACCUUUUAAAAAAAAAGACAUCAGAGAUUAAAGAAAUUCCCAUGAAAAUAUUUACACUUUUAAGUCAGUCAGGGAUUAAAAGAUAGCUCGACAAAAGACUAACAAACGCUGCACAUGGAGGGGAUCUUUUCCCCCAGCUUUGUAAACAUAAAGGGCUUUAGAAAGUGGGCUCUGUCUGUUUGAAUAUUAAAGGCACGGGGGCUGAGAAAGUCCUGCCUCAACUGAUUCUGUUUGUCGACUUUAAUUAUGUAUCUAGUACACAGUUUCUGUAACAGUAACUACAUCCCAUUACCAUAUUACAGCCAUUACCCAGACUUAAGCAAAGAGACACAGAUGUUAAUGAGAGUAUCUCUCUGCAAACAUCCCCGAUGUCGAUUCUACGUCCCAUCAGCAGACAGGAGGCAGUUUUGUUUGCCAGAAAACUUAACUUAUGCCGUACAUUCAGGGAAAAAAAAUCUUUAAUUCUCCCAUGAAAGCAAUCAGUCAUGCGAAACCUGAUGACCACCACCGCUCCUCUCGCUGUGUCCAGAUAAUCAUUAAUUGGACAGUAAGUCAAUUUCAUCCAUUAUGCAGCCCCGCCCGGGAAACGCUCCCAGCCAAAUAAUGGGGAAAUCGUUGAAGAGACGCCAGCAUGAUAGGGAAGUUCACCUGAAACAUAAAGUGGGGUAACUGGCUAAUUGAUGGUGGAAAAGAGGAGGAGUGAGUGUGUUGAAUGAGUGGAUGACACAAAUAGAGCAGGAGUGGAGGGUCAAUGACAGGAAAAAGAGAUAGGAGGUGAGGAAGGGAAUCAAUUGGUGGACCUCUUGUGGUCUUUGAGGUGAGAAAGAGGGAGAGAAACCAACGAGUUUUGAUUGAAUUUCAUGGAGGAGUCGUGACUGCAGAGAGGAAGGAGAAGAGGGAGAAGAGGAGCAUGCAGGUCUUCACUCAGAGUGAAAUGAUCUGCUGGCAAUGGAUUUAAUGCGUUCUGCACCAAAGUCCAGUAAACACACAAGCAGAUAUGAAAUAUUUAUUAGCCAAAUGCAAUAAUUGGCGGUUGUGGGAAAAUCUGCUCAUUUUUGAUGGUUUUCUCCCUCAAGAAACUCGAGCUCAGUGGUCACUUCAUCCUUCAGCCACUGUGCCCCAGCUUGUUUUUUUUUUAUUUUUAAUCCAGAGACUUUAUACACUCGCCUCAUUCGUCAGGAACUGGGUUCGCCAAAAAUAUCUUCAAGUAAAGGGCCGGCCGUAUUUUAAGUCUCUCUUGUGUGUCGUUCAGAAUAAACAUAGCUGGAAUUCAGCAGGCCGACACACAUACCAGCCGUUAGAUAUGUUACAGGCUAUUUCCUGGAAGCAGAGAGAAAUUCCUAUUUUAGAAGACAACUCUCCCCUGAAAUAUUUCCCCGCCUCCAUCUCUUAUCGAGCUUUACUGCAGAGUUUGAGCGUGCAUAAAAUCAUAUGUUGCUUACCUGCAACCAUGGUGAUGUAAAUGGCCCAGAGGGAUGGUUACCAUGGGAAUGGAAAUAUGAUUAACAGGCCCCUUUAUUUGUUUGUUCAACUAAGCAGUUUCACUGAGUUAGCUCUCUCUAAUGCAUGAUUAAACACCACUCCGAAAAAAAAAACAAAAAAAAAACACGCACACCUGGCGGAGAGGACGUCACUUUGCCUCCAUUAAGUCUUCCCUCGCUGUGCUAAUUUCGUUUCCAUGCCACGCACACACACACACACUCACACUCGAUCCCCUAAAGACUCUCACUGUGUCUCCUUGAUCCCCAUCUCUCUGUCCUUUACUCUUUAUUUAUCAACCAGCCUUACAUUUCCCUCUCUCUCCCUUGUUUCCACUCUCCCUCCCUCCCUUACCCACCUCCCCAACAUCUGCCUGACAACAAGGCAGUGUCUCCCUCUCUCUCUUUCUCUCUCUCUCUCUCUCUUUUUUCAAAAAGACCAGGAGCAGCAGUGGUGGAGAAUUUAUGUCUGUGUGUAGGUGAUGAUUCAUGUGUGAACAUUAGAGUGUGUGAGAGAGAUACAUAUGAGAAAUAAGGAGACAGACUGGAGGGAGAAUCCUUCCUCCUCUGCCACCGCUCACGUAAAGGUGAUUGUGGAUGAUGAGCCGUCAUGACAGCAGACAGAGCAGGGUUAGUUUGGAGAUCUCGGCGAUGGUGGCCUUUUGUCUAGCAGCUGUUCCACCUGCAAAUCAAAUCCUUUAUGCAUGCAGACAGUGAGGCCGGUAAACAGACAUUUGGCGAAUGGCUUGUUCUAUCACAAUAACUGAUAGAUCGAUACGCUGUAGCAUGAAAUUACAUUUCAUUUGGAGGAGGAUGGGUUCAUGAAUGAGACUCAGCGGCGGCUGACAGCGCUUAAAUGGACAUCUUAAGUUAUUGCACAGCUCCUUAAGUGUCAAAAUUUAAUUCUGAGGAAAAAUGCAGCCUCAUAAUUUGAAGUGCGCCCACCUUAUGUCUGUGUUUGUGUUUGUGUGUGUGUGUGUGUGUCUUGUGUGUUGGUUUGUGAUUACGUCAGCGGCAGCCUCUCCGGAGGGUAACCAGCCUCUAUAUUUCCCAUGAGCCUCAUUGAGCCCUCACAUUCAGGCAGAGGCAAUCAGUUUCCCAGCUGCUCAUGCAGAUGCUGCCCCCUUCUGUUUCCUCUGAGGAACAACAAUAACAACAACAACAACACAGCUCAUUUGAAUAAUGGAUAAAUGCUGUGUGAUUGAUGUGUCUGUAAACUCUGGUUACGGCCUGUUCUGCUUAUCAAUCAGCAGUAAUGACCGGACCUGUCAUUAAGAUUGGUUAGCUCUGUCUGCUAAAGUGAUUGUCAAGUUCUCAAAUGACUGAGCAGAUUGAUAACUUCAUCAAAUGUGAAGUAAAGUGAACUGUGACUUCAAGAUGACUGUUUGGGGCUCUGGUGUUUUUAGUAUUGUCGUGAAAACAAAAAGAAAACACAGUUAAGCGAGUGUGUUUGUGUCCUGCAGGUAUGUCGGGAAUACCAGCGGGGGAACUGCACGCGCGGGGAGAAUGACUGCCGUUUUGCCCACCCUGCAGACAGCACGAUGAUUGACACUAAUGACAACACAGUCACUGUGUGUAUGGACUACAUAAAGGGCCGCUGCUCGAGGGAGAAGUGCAAAUACUUUCACCCCCCAGCUCACCUGCAGGCCAAGAUCAAAGCCACCCAACACCAAGUCAACCAGGCUGCAGCCGCUGCAGCCAUGGUAGGUAUCUGAGCACAGAUACAACACUAAACUAAGUACUGGUAUCAAAGCAUUAUCAGUCAAAGGAAUCAAAGAAAACUUAGUCUCAUAUAGUUAUCCUCAAAUCCAGAACCCGUUAUAUCAAACAAAAGCUUAGCUGUUCUAGUUUCCCAGCACACAUUUCAGUCUCCUUCACUCCUGCUCGCCUCGGCUUUCCUCCAAAAACUCUUCAAAAAUACAGAUUGUGAUUGUGUGUUUUAUUAGCAGCAGGCUGUGGUGAUAAUGGAGUUUUUUUGAGUUUCUCCUCCUGCCUCUCUUCAUUUUUGCUGCUUUCUAGGGGAAUUUUCUUUGUCUGAAAAGACAACUGUAAAAAUUAAUGUCAUUCCAACCUUGUUUCUGCAAUGCAGAGAAGGUUUCCUGUAAGGGGACAAAAUGAGGUUUUGCUCUGCCUGCCAAGUACUGCAGAUGCCAUUAUGCAGCAGUUACUCAAAAGCAGAGAAACUGAAUUUGGCGCAUGAUCAGAUCUGCAACUACAUGUAAAAACUUUUUAUUUAAUUGGCUUUUUGUCACUUCUAUUCCCUUAAAUACAUCGAAUGCUGAGAGCGGAGUAAUUUCUUUGCUCAUAAUAACUUGCGAGGCCAACACAAAGAGGCAUGUGCUCGGAUACCCUAUUGAUUGGGUUUCUAAUUUAUUUUAUGUAUCUCUUUUAGAUUAAACACUUGCUCAAAAGUUAGGCAGAAGUAUCGACCUAAAAGAGGGCAGAUUAUUUCCACUGGACAUGGAUUGGCAUGUAUUUUUUUAUUUCAAUUUAUGGGAUAAAAUCAGAGGUGCAGUGAUUUGUUUUGAUCAAAGUUAGGAGAGCAAUUCAAAAAUAUCUUAAGACAAAAAGCUUGUUCUAUAAAGCUAUCUAAAAAAAAAUAAAACCGGUAUCUUCUGAGUCUGAGCUCAGCUGUCUCACUAAACUGGUUAUCAACACACACAGACCCCAGACUAAAUUCAACUCAGUUAUGUUUGCAAAAUGAGGGAAGAACUGGUAGAAAAACAUCAAGAAGGAUGCACAAAUUAAAGCUCAUGAUAUCUCUUCUCUGUUACUCGUGCAUGAUAGAGCUGACUCUCAUUUAUUCUCUCAGACUAAUUUGUUGCUUUGAUCUAUUCGUGUGGUUUGUUUUACCAUUUUUAACAACAAAAACGCAGCAGCUGUAGUCCUGACAGUAUGAACACAGAUGCAGGUGGUAGAGAUGGAAAUAAAAACAUGAUUUAAAGUGAUAAAUAUGCAUCAUUUACAUUUAACUUUUAUGGAUAUGUACACUGACUACAUGUGAUUCCUAUUUUAGUCUCUGUUGAGGCAAUAGUUGCAUAAGUGCAGUCACUACAGAUAUCAGUACAGUAAAAAAUCAUCAAUAACUCAUCUAUCUCUCUAUCUGGACCACACCAAUGUUUCACUCUGAGUAAAUUAACACCAUUAUUAUCAGACAUCCAGGGCCGUAGUUUUCUCCAGUAACCCUACAGCCAUUAAUGUGCAUGCUCUAGUCUUGUUAUUGUUGUAUAUUGCAUUCCAAUGAUUUGUUUUUUUUAUGUUUGUUUUUUUGUUUUUUUGUUUCGUUUGUUUGUUUUUUUCUCACCAACCCACACUGCACUGCUGCCCCCCAUGAUGCACCUCCGCUUGCUGGUUUAUGUUAAUGCGCUUGAACCCCCCAUUGGCCCAUUGCCAUCAUGUGCUCGCUGCCUGCUAAUUAAGACUCAGUCGGCUGUCAAAUCACUGAAGCGACCCCUCGACGCAACUUUUGACCUGGUACUAUGACCUUUCACCUUUUCAGCUUGGCAUGUAGCUGUGAUGUAGUGUAUAUACUUAAGUAGUUCUAUCAUGAAGUAGAUAUUUAACAAUCUGAAUUGAGGAAACACUGGAGGGGCGAUGAACUGAUAUAAUCUUGAUUUAAACCAAAAAAAGAAACUAAAUUAUGGAAUCAAAAAUAUCUUCGCUUUUUGCUUUGAAUGGUCAGUUCAUCCCCCACAGUGAUCCUCAAAUACCUGGUGGCAUGAAAAUGUUAUAUUUCACUGUUGUUACAUGGUAUGGUAGUGUUUGCAUGAUCCAUAUUGCAUGAUUAAUAGGUGUCUUUGCAGUCUUAACAUUGCUUAGAGUGUAUUUUUUUUCUGGAGCUGGCAGUGCAGCUUGCCCUAACUACAUCAUUUCUGUUGAUGGUCCAACAAUCAAUACAAGAAUUUGUAUUGUAGUUAUUUUUACUUGUAGAUAUAAUGCCUUAGAUGCAAAAUCAAUACUUGAGCUUCUCUCUUGUUUAAAUUCAUGUAAUAAGAUUCCUUUAAGUGUUGAGUACUGUUGUCACAGUUUGUCACCACUGUGUCUUGCUCUGACAGAUGUUACGUCAUCCACUGCCUGCUUGUUUGUGAUAAAUGUUCAAAAAAAAAAAAAGAAAAGAAAGAGCAACUUUAUCUUCUAAUGAAAGUCUUUCUCCUCUCUGUCCUGAAUGUCACUGCCACCAUCCUCUUGAUUUUCCUCACUCCCUCCCCCUUUUUUUGGUGUCAUCCCCUCAUCAGGGGCUCCCUCCUGUCUUGCCUCCUUUACCAAAGAGACCCGCACUUGAAAAAGCCAACGGUGCCACCACUAUGUUCAAUGCUGGCGUAUUCCAGUACCAACAGGCCCUGGCCAACAUGCAGUUUCAGCAGCAGACAGCCUUCAUACCAUCAGGUAACACCCGAGCCGACUUUAACACACGUUUGAAGCAGUAAUACUGUUGCUACUGCCUGUUAAAGCUCACAAACCCUCUGAUUAUAUUCUGGCAUCAGCAGUGAAUGGCUGAAUGAGUGUGUGACUUAAUCGUUGGUGACUGUAAACAAAAGCAUGGAUUUUAUUUCACAUUCAUUUAUGCUGAGCAUGGCUGAAAGUCUGGUGUCAGAUACAGUUUUCCUCUUCGAGUCUUUAACUUACAAUGGAGGAUUAAGUCGAUAUUAAUGAUUUAAAAAGUGGAGAUUUUUGAGAAUAAAGUUGUAAUAUUACAAGAGGAAAGUCAUUUUGUGAAGAAUGUCGGAAGAUAUUUUCAUUUUUUUAAAGAAGGAAGUUAUAACUUAACAAGAUUAAAGUCCUAAAUUAAAACUGUAGUCAUGAUCCCGUCUGAAUGAACUUGUAAUUUCAUUAAAAAUAAGUCUGUAAUGUAUCCGUCCAUGACAUUACAGACGAGGGAUAUUAGACAAGCAGCAAGCCACCUGCACCAAAUUAAGGAAGUGGAUCAUCUUGUGAAGUUAUGCUCAACAGCUGAGGAACUGAAAUGUCUGUCCUUCUUUCAGACUAAGUUCAGUCCCGGUCCUUUCAACGACAUGGUGUCUUGAAACUCCAUGAGAUGUUCCACGGUCCUCAUUUUUAUGCACUGCAGGCUGCUCUUGUGAUUUUCUAGUCUACAAAAACGAAUAAUCUAACCAUAGUCGAAAAUUGUUGUUUUUAUCGCAUAAAUUUGCUUCAGUAUUCUCCAAAAUUUACAGCUAAAUUUUCUUAAAAUUGCUGUUUUUAAUCUCAUAAUACAAAGACUUAAUUCUCAGUCUGUUACAGCUUGAUUUGUAUUUUUAUGCUUGCAGGUUUACAAUUCUCUCUGGUCGAUUUACUCUACAGCUUUAUUCUCAGAAUCAGUUUUUUUUUUCUUAUUUUACGUGGCCUCAAUACUCUGUGUUAAUAACUGCUUUUUUCUUUACACUGAGAAUGUAAAUAAUGUAUUUUACUGUGUGAAUUUAAACUUUGUUUCUGCCCCACCUCAUCUUAUUAAUACUCUGUAAUGUCGGUACAAACUAUGGCCUGACUCUGGUCGACGUAGGUUCAUGGAUACAGAGCUGAAAACAUUUGCAUCCUCUUCAAAUGACUGUUGUUGUGUCUCUUAAGAUGGAUUUGAAACUGCAAAUCAAAGUAUGGGUAACACUUUACAAUAACCACAACUUAUAAAUGGUAAAUAGAUAGUUUAUUAGUUUAUUAUAGCACAUAGACCAUUAAUAAAUUGUACAUUUUACAAUUUUAAAAACCUAACCCUAACAUAACUUCACAAAAACCAUCUAAGUAAUGUUUAUAGGUGGUUUAAAAACCAAAUAUUAACCAUUUACAAAAUGCUACUGACACACAUUUUAAUCUAGAUGUUUUACAACCGAAUUUAAACCCUAUUUAAACCUUUAAUAAACAGUCCAUUAAUAAUGAAUGAAAACUUACAUUGAUAAACUAUCUAUUUGCCAUUUAUAAGUUAUGGUUAUUGUAAAUUGUUACCAAAGUAUGAUUUUAGGUUGGCUUGCAAACUGUUAAUCAACCCAUUUCAUGGCUCAGGCAGCCUGAAAGACAGAACCCAGGACAUACAACUCUUUUAGAAGUUAGUCUUAAAUAUCAGUCUGCUCUCUUUUCCUUCUUAGCACCUGGACAGUGAAAUGACUCAGUUUAGAGAGAUUAAUUCAUAAUGUAAAAUUGUAUGAAAAAGAUUAUAGGUACAAGUUUUGCAUGUUAAAAUGUAGUGUAUGUGCGUAUACACAAAGUUUUAACACACACACAUACACAGAGGGCUUAUUUCAGCACUACUCUCCCGGACACUGCGUAGUCAUCUUACACUGUGUCCCAUAUUCUCCUCUGACAGCCUAAGAAUAGCCUGCCAUCGAUUCCCUUCUGUGAGAGAUUCGGGUACUCAGAUCCUCAUACAUCCCACACUUUCUCACUGUCAGGUCACUGCGACGCAAUUUCAGGACCCUGAAAGCAGGUCAUUGGAAACUACCAAGGUGCAAACCGCUGUUACACCGCUGACAGGAAAAUGGGACCAGAGGAAGUGUUGAAUCUGCUCUCUUGUAGACAGUGAGAGCAGAUGACUGCAGAGUUCUUCUCAGCCGAGCCUUUUAACUCAUGAUCCCAGACAAACAUGACUUUGUGCGUUGAUGUAAAUUCAAAGCGAAGUUUGUUUAUUCCCAGGUCUGACUUUAUAACACUUGUAAUGAGUUUUCCUGAUUUCUUCUCCCCCUUAUUCACUCCACUCCCUGUUGCAAUGCAUGAUGGGCAGGCUCGAUAUUGUGCAUGACACCUGCAACAAGUGUUGGUAGGUGCCAGCUUUUCUUACUGAUUAUCAUUGAGCACGUAUUAGUCACUUUCGUGUCAUUGAACACUCACCAGCUCAUUUUCCCCUUUGUGAAUUUAGACGUCGGCCUCAAAUGGCUUAUAAAACACAAGUUGCUUUGGAAUUGAAUUGUCAAUUGGCACAAAAGUGUUUUAUUGAACUCUGUGAAGCGUCUAUGUGGUAACGAAUGCACCCUUUUUGCUCAGUCUGUCACCUAAUGCUUGUUGCAGUUCAAACUCCCCUUGACCCCAGCUUCAUUAUAACUCCAUCCCAGGCUCCCUGUCCUCUAGAGAACCUCAUUAGACUGUUUGCUUACACAUGCUGUAUAAGUAUGAGGAAAUAAUGAGCGUGUCCACGUGUUUAAUUUUUGCAUCAUUUGUAGUAGAGACUUUUGUUCUGUGCUUUUCUAGUCGGAGAACAUUCCACAGCCAUGAUCAUAAGCUAAUAAUUGAUUUCCUCAUGUUUAUCAGCUCGUCACACACAGAGAUUAAAAUGAACUGUGAUCAUAAAAAGCUUUAAAUCUGCUCGAGUUCAACUGCCUGUGUGAUCUUUCCCUCCAAGUACCCAUGAUGCACGGUGCUACUCCAGCCACUGUGUCUGCAGCCACCACAACUGCCACAAGUGUUCCCUUUGCAACUGCAACAGCCAAUCAGGUUUGCUCCUCUCCUGCCUCCUCAUCUCUCUCUCUGUCUGUCUGUCUCUUCACACUUAUCAGCUUUGACUUUUCAGAAACUGUCGUUGAAUUUAUUUAUUCAUUCAGACAAUCCCCAUGUGUCUCUUGAUAAAAAAUGCAUGAACGCCGCACGAGGCUUACGUCCGAUCUUUCCAGUUUAUGCCCUGAUUGUUCAGAGAAACAAAUGCUUCUUUAUUUAGCUGUUCUUCUAUUUCACUCACAUUUUAACUAUUUCUUUUUUUUUAUUUAUGUCUCUCUAUAUCCCCCUGCCUCUUUUUCUCCUCUCCCCUUCUCAAUCAGAUUCCAAUAAUAUCUGCAGACCAUCUGACUAGUCACAAGUAUGUGACCCAGAUGUAGGAGUCUCCAUCAGAACAGUAUGUACUGCACUUCUUUAUAACAUCUCUCGCACUGUUUCCACCAACACCCGAUUCCUAUUCAGCCAAACAGCUUUGAAACUUUUCUUUGAAGGGUCUUCAACAACACUUUAAAACCCACUUUAUCUAAGUACAACAUCGUUUUGAGGAAAUGCGUAGCAAUCUGAGGAGAUUUGAGAUAUUUCUCAUAUGCUAAAGGUAAAGACUUCAAACAGGUAGAAUAGGAUUAAAAAUCAGGUGUACGUACACAGUUUCUUUGAAGGUCCUUGAGAGCUUACCAAUCAAUUUGUUACAUGGCACAGAAAAUAGCUGCAAAAAAAUGAGAACACAACUUUGUGUUUGCUAAAUAUAACUUUACUGCUGUGGAUGCUUCUGCAAACGCCAUUAAUCAACUUGUCAAGUGUAAAAUUGAUACGCAGGCUAAUCCAGACCCUGACACACUUUGUUUUCAGAACUUUUUGUCGUGAUACGGAGAGGAAACUUCUCAUAAAUCAUGUUUUGAACCCAUCUGUAAGUUCUGCAAUGACCGUAAAUAAAAGACUAUGAAGACACAGGCUAUUUUAAAGGGGUUGGAGCUAAAGGAAAGAACGACUAAACCGUGAACAUGAAAACUACAUCUGUUAGAUUCAGUAAAGUACAGUUUCUAUGCAGAUGUGAUGCACUUUCCACUCGUCCAUCUACCUGUGCUGUAGUUGAGCUCAUCUUACCCUUACACUGAUAGUUGUGAGAUACACCUGUUGACUUGAACUGAGUCUUUUCAGUCAAACCAGCACCUGAUUAUGACCUAAUGAAGGAGAAAAGCUUCAAAAGGGUCGGACUGUGAACUUCAUCAAGUGCCACCUUCUGAUUAAAAUACCAAAACACAAGAAGACACCCCUCUCUGCAUCGUAUAUUGGUGUGACAUUGCUUACCUUUAAGCUUCAACACUGAUUCACCAAUUGUUGAGCACUCAGGAACGCUAGCUGGGUCAACCUUUUUUUUUAAACUUUUUUUUAGUUAUCAGUGGUCUUUAAAUGGUGAUUUUCAAAAUUUUAGCCAAAAUCAAGUUACCUGUGUCAUUUUCAAGGGCUUUUCUUCUGCAGAGCUCCAGUAGCUCAUUAGCAAUUUCCCCUCUGAGUCGUGGGCGGACACCUCUCCUCGAGUUAGCUUGCAGCCUAACAUUGGCGAUGUAGUGGAAGAAACAGGUAACAUAGGAGCUAUUCAGUUCUCGGACACUAAUGUCUUUAGGGGCAUGAUGAAAGCUAACAUCAUAAUUAGCUUUCUUACACGCAUUGCAAUCCGCUGAUGCAGACACUUGUUCUGCAAUCAUCCUCCCUAUGUCUCUGAGUCUGGCCUGCAUAGCGGGGCUCCAGGGGCGGAGCUUGGAUUUGUUACAUAAGAAAUCUCACUGUAUCUGAACCUGCCGUUUGGGUCUGCCAGAGAUUCACAGCGAUUUGAAUGCAGAAAUACUCACUUCUUUUUCUUAUAUGUCCUCUAGUAUCUGAAAAAUGCCAUAUGAACAUGUAGACAACAAGAAAAACAUGAUUUUCAUCGGAGUGGGUCUUUAAAAGUUUGUGUCCUGUCGGCUCUUUGCUCUCUGUUUCUGAUGCAUUUUAAAAGAACCCUUAAGAAAGUUUCAAGCUUUAGUUUUUCCUCUAUCUCAUAUCUUACUCUGACAAAAGUGUAAUUGUUUCUGACCCCUUAAAAAUUAAACUACAGGAGUAGUUGAUCUUCCUGUUGAUGGUCUAUUAUGUUUCGAAAUCCCAGCUGUUGUAAAAAACCCAAAUAAUUACAAUGAAAAACAAACAAACGAUGCUUUUAAACUUUACAUAGGGAUUUCUAUAACCUUGCCAUUUUGAGAUUCUUCUUUAGCAAUAGAGUCGAUGAUUUCCCAGGGUUGUUUUUGAGAUAGCGAGAAAUGCCUCUUUUAUUUUUCACAGCUGUCAGAUUCUGUCACAUCUGAUUUUUUGCGUCUUUCUUCCCAGAUGGAACUGGAGCGAGCUGAUGUUGAGUCCAAGAUUAGCGGUCACCCUUCACGCCUUGAACAUCAAGGGUAUAAAAUGAAGAACCAAAUCUGACGUGGUUUGGAAUAAAUCUGCAUGUUAGCAUAGGAGGCACAGUUUGUUAGGAUUGUUUUCAUCAUGCACACUAUUACACAACAACUGAAAAAGAACAUCAUUUGCAUCAAAGACUGCCUUUGGCUCUGCAGAGGCAACUUACCUUUAUUCACCAGACACACUUUGAAUGUCAACAUGAGGUAAAUGUGUGGAGCGGUCAUCAUGACUGGAUCGGUACGUCCAUCCACCGGGAAUCAUGACUUGAUUUUGUGUUUUGUUCAUGUGUUGGUCUUUGACGGAUGUGUUCAUUUGUUUACACAAAGGUGCACCUUGUAUUUCAAUAGAGGGAGAAGAAACAGAAACUCUGACUGAAUCACAUAUGCAUGCACAGUUUUGUUUUUCUUUUUUUUUUUUCAAGAAGUAAUAAGGGAAGUAACACACAGUGCACUCGGAGGCAAGAUAGCAACUGAAUAUCUGUGAGGUGUCUUUAAACCCUUGUAGCCUAUCUUUUUAUCUCUUAAGCACAUAUUUUUAACCCUGUCAGUGUCCAUUUGAAGUGCCAUACAUCUCAAAACUCAUGAAUGGUAUAUCAGCAGUGUCACAAAGUGUAAAAAAAAAAAAAAAUCAAUAAUUCCCUUUAAAACCUCGUAUUCUCCGUCUUGGACAGCAUGAAAUGUCCAGUUUUGUGACCUGUCAUUCCCAAAGCAAAACUGCUAAUCGGAUAAACGUCCCAAGACUGUUUGAUUCCCUUCGAUCUUUUUUCUGUCUGAAUCGUUUCGUUGUUUUCGUCAGCUGUUUCUCCAUGAACCUUUAUUCUAUUGACUCUAAAAAGUCAGAUUGUCGUGAGCGGGGUCUUGGCCUGAGUGUUCGACCAAAGACUCUCCUCCCGACAAAGACGUUGUUCCAAUGAAUAGCUUUGAAACAACAGGACUGUAUGUUGGUGUCCAAACUGCUGUGAGAAAGAAGAUGAAAUCGAUGGCACAACUGGUGUGAUUAGUUUUUUCUUUUGUGUGGUUAUGCAUAUUUUUAGACGGAUCGUCGAAGUAGAUCGAGUGUUUGAGUGUAUAUAUAGUCUGACAUAUUUAAAAAUAUUUGUUAUUACCAGAGAACUGUUUCAAGAUAGUCAGCCAAAGUCUUUUUGUGUCACUGUUGCUCGAUAUUGUAGGUAGACUACAGGGAGAAAAUGUUGAAUAAAAGUGCAGGCUGCAUCCGCCGGCUCAAGAAAGAGUAGAUCUCUAGAACUCUUUGUUUCGUUGUGUUCUGGGUGUUCUUCAGGCAUAUGUAAAUUGGUGGAUAGUACAGGGAAAGUGGCGAGAAUAAAAACGAUUGUAUUACUCAUCCAAAGCCUUAGAAUGUACCAUCGGGUCAGCACAAUGCAACAUGCCAUCUUGAACCAUCCAGUUGCCUAAUCCACGCCAUAUUAACACACACACACAUACAACACAACACACACACACAGAGAUAUACAACACAACACACACACAUACACGGAGCACUAUGUAUUCGCCACUUUUUUGUCAGUGUUUUCUUAACUUUUGGAGUAGGAGUGUUUUUCUGUUUUUUGUUUAGAGACAUUUUGAUAAUUAGUUCAGAUUUUUAGUUUGCAUAUUUAUCUUUCUUAUAAUGAAUAUAAGAUAAAAAAAUGUGUGUUUUUGUGUGUUCUUCAUGCACAGUUUCCUGAAAUUCCAUGUAAUGUUAAUUUUAGUAUGAUUAUGAUUGUAAACUCAAUAUUUUCUACGUUAUGCAUAUUGUUGAACUGUAUGCAUAUUGUUCAUUUCUCUAGUCUCUUUUGUGUUCUUUGAACAAAGAUGUUUUAUAUGAGUAUCUAACAGUGAUGAAAUAAUAGAACAGAGAGGCUAAGUUGUCACUGUGGCAACCGUUGCCAAUAACUGAGUAAUAUUUUAAUGAUUGUAAGGUUUGUAACUAGUCAUAUAAGAAAAAAAGACUAUUAUAAAAAAUCUAGCUCUUAGAUGUUUAGAGUAAAGAUGUUAUUUUCUACUGUAUCCAUUUCAAAUAGUAACUAUUGUUUUAAUAUUUUUACUCUCCCUGGAAAUUGGGCCAUGUUGGAAAACAAGCUGCAUAUUUGAUCACUUUUUCGGGGGCGUUGCUGACGGGGUCAGGUGAACGUGGCGAGUAUGGAGCCGAGUAUGCACACUCGUUUCUUACUCGGCCAACUGCAACACAAAAGGGUGGGGUGGGGAAUCUUGAGGCGAUAAAAGGUGAUAAAGGUUGACCUUUUUGCACUUCUGUACAUAGUCAAAAAAGAGAGAAUCAUGUAUAUUGAGAUCUUAUUUUGAAUAAAAAAAAAUAAUGUCUACAACGACAAGGAAUUUUGCUAGGAUAACAAAAAAAAAAUCAAUGAAAGGCUGAACAAAAUUGCUUGCAUCAAAAAGGGCACUGAGUUCUCAGUCUCUGACCCCUUUCGAAAAGGCCAAGUGUUGCUCUUCUUUUUCGUCAACAGCUUGUAGUUUGCCAGGUAACCUUCCGGAGGAGGUGUUCACUGACCUCCAGCCUGAGGGCUUGACUGGGUUUGUCUGGUCCCCUAGCCUGCCUGUACCAACAGGUCUGUGUGUCACGGCCACAACCUCCCAGGCCCCAACCAAUCACAACACGUUCUGUCUCUUUACUUUACUCCGAGAGGGAUGCAUGUUAAAGGAAAUACAUAUACCGUUGAAAAAAAGUCACCACAGUAAUACUGAAUAAGAAAACAUGUUACACAGAAAGACGUAUUUACAGUAUACAAUAUUCUAUCAAUGUAAUGGAAUAAAAUAUAUAAAAAUAAAAAAAUAGAAUAGUGGUUUAUUUAAAAAAAAAAUCCUGACUAAAGUUUUACCACUUUGGGAGUUAAAAUACAUGCAACACAAACACCAUAGCUAUAAGUAUGUUCUUUAUGUUAAUGUAAGCUGUGCUUUGUAGUAGAUGAAACUGACCACACAGGAAUGUCGUUCAACAUCAGGCUCGAUUCAAGAACCAUUUCAGACUGAGAUACUGUGUUGUGGUUUGGUCAUUACACCGUCCUGGUCAUCCUCGUCAUCUCUCAUCUCCUACAAGCACGCAUGCUUACAGUUAUGAUAUAAUGUAAACUGAACCUUUUUUUUCAUAUGUUGUUUGUUUUCUCUGCUUGUAGUGCUGAUAUGAUGUAUUCUGUCUUCUGCUGCAGUUUGCUUCUGCUUGUUUUACUGCUGCAGGCCCCGUGAGAGGAUGUGUCAUGUUUGCACGUUGGCCACCUGCUCUGAAAGCACCUGUAGAGAAAAAAAAAAAAAAUCACUGGUUGUCACUGUCUAAAGCCAUAAAAUAUAAUCUCAUCAGAAAGAGCUAUAGAAGAAGGAACCGCAAAUGAAACAGAGGUGGUUAUCUGAACCUUGUAAGACUGGUACGAAUGUGUUUGAUGGGGUUUUAUUAUCUAUAACAUCACAUAUCAGUUAAAAUCACAGAUGUGGCUAAUAAAACCUGGGUAUGUCAGCCAACUUUGACGUAUGUUUGUAGAUGACUGGGAAAAAAAAAGUUCUUGACACAUUUUGUCAUGGGGCCUGCUUUGCUAUAUUUAAUUCUUGCUGUUAUGAAUUAAAAAAAUGUAAUAAAAAUUUACAAAUGAACUGAAGUUAAGAAAAUGUGCUCUGAGACGUGUUUGUCAAACUCAUGGA
Xyrichtys novacula (pearly razorfish) is the source of this 84893-nucleotide messenger RNA. Lineage: Eukaryota; Metazoa; Chordata; Actinopteri; Labriformes; Labridae. The record is from the annotation of a GenBank genome assembly.